Messenger RNA from Pelobates cultripes (western spadefoot toad), 76260 nucleotides. Lineage: Eukaryota; Metazoa; Chordata; Amphibia; Anura; Pelobatidae. The record is from the annotation of a GenBank genome assembly.
CUCCGUCAGCCGGUCAGAGAAGAUCUCCGUGACUAGAGCCGGCCCCGGGCUAGGAAAACAGGAUGGGGCGGCCGGGGGUGUGCAGCCUGCUCUGGGUUACAGCUGUACUGCUCAGUCAGAGAGUCACCUAUGGUAAGCCGAGUCCAUACACUGCUUCUCUAACAUGAGUCUGAUAGUCUAACAUGGAAAUCUCCUCUGUACUGCGAGCAGUCUAUCAGAGCUAAGAGUGUAACCUGGCUAAUUAUCAAUAUAUACAGAUAUACAGAUAAUUAGCCCCUCUACACGUUAUAUAUAUAAUGUUAGUGUCUAUCAGUGUGUGUUUAUAUAGUUAUUAGCUGGCUCUCUAUCAAUUCAGUGUAUAUGUAGUUAUUAGUGUCUGUCAGUAUAUAUGUAGUUAGCAAGGAGUUGUCUGUCAGUAUAUGUGUAGUAAUUGGGGGGGCUGUCUAUUAGUGUAUAUAUGUAGUUAUUAUAUAUUGUGUAUAUUAAGUACUUUUAUAUUCUUGUAGCUUAAUUACAAACCUUACAUAUUGCAGAAUUGUUCUUUAUUUUUAAAACACGGUUAUGAAAAUUCAGAUUAUAUAUCACUGCUAAUGUCACCUGUAAUUAUCUCUAGUAUAGCUCAAAGUGAAAGAUUUUGGUGACCUGCAGUGCUCAUUGUAAUUACUCUGCAUCAAUCUCUACACAAAGAUCUAUAAUCUGCACAAAACCCUUACACUGGGUGUGCAAUGUAUCCUGUGUCCUAUACAUAUCUAUCUCAUUACACUGGGUGUAAUGAGGUAGACAUGUAUAGAUUUUUAUAGGGUUUAAUUGUGAAAGUGUAGUCUUAUAUGUUCACAUAUAGCCCGAAGAAGCAUUAGGAAGUACAGUGUGAAAUCAGAUUUCCUGUAAGAUGAUGACAGUGACAGUGUGGCCACUUAAUCGGGCAGGACCUAUGGACAUACACAGGGCUAUUUUGUGAAUUGUCAAGAUUUCAAAGCAAAUUUCAGGCCUUGAUAUUUAAAUUGGGAAACGUUUUCUGUAGAUCUCAUGCUUCAUUUGGAAAUAAAAUUCCAUUGUGUAAGUCAUAUUAAAUAUGAACCCUUCUAAAUCUAUAAUCCUGAAUCAAAUUGUUAGACAUAUUUAGUGCUAAGUGAAACUAUUGUAAAUGGAAUUCAUUCUGAUCACUGUUGGAGAGACAACAGUUAAGUUUGUUAAAUAAGAUUUAUAUCGCUUACCAGUUCAUAAAAUGAGAUUGUUGCUAAGUUAUGUAUCGUCCCAUCUUACCAGCUCAUGAGAAAGUUGAAAGUUUGAAAAAGAAAGUGUAGUGUUAACUGGUGGCUUUAUUCUAAUCUCUACAUUUAUUGUGAGCAGGCAAUUGUAUCCAUAAAAUAUGCUCUAAAAAAACACUGAUCAAAUUUAUUUAGUUUUUUGCUCUUUGACUUUGGAGAAAACCCAUCCAGAUGAGUGGAGCAGUUACUAUAGAAACCAUUGGAAUGUUCCUAUUGAUGCACUUUUACUUUUAUACUAGCAUUGUUCUUUAUUCAUGUUCUCUGUACAUAAUGAAUAUUUUGUCUGCAGGUUCUCUGAUAUGGAUUUAUUUAUUCAGUUUCAUUUAUUAUAAUAUAUGUCUGAGACUUGAUAACGUUGUUUCAAGACGUGUUUGUAUGUCACACGGGUUAUAUUUUACGUUUAUUUUCUUCCUCACUGGACAGUAUCUCAUGUAAUCUAUUGAAGUUUCAGGGUUUGGAGUCCAUGUUCCGCAUGGACAUAUUUUGGAAUAUGGGAAAGAUUUAUUUUUUUUGCAUAGGAAUGUUGAGGAUUGUGUAAGAUUAAACAAUUGCAUAUAAAGUGCCUGUUGACAAUGGUUUUAUUCCCUUCUUAUGACACUUUAGCAAGCGUGCUCUGAAUUUCUAGGGAUGUUUGAUUCCUUUCAAGUUACUAUGAAAUAAACAGAUUGUGUCCAGAUGGCUGUAGGGUUUCCCAUCAAAUUUUUAAAACUGUGCUUUGCCGUGGGAUGAGCCACGUGAUCUCAUACAAUACUGUAUUAUAACUUCAUUUAUUUUUCUUCCCUGUGGGGCUCCGGCUUGCAUCCUUAACCCUUUCUGCCCCAGUACGUUACAUCUGUCUAUUGCACACAUUUUUAAAUGAUUUACUACUAGGCUCAUGGUCCUGUUCACUUAUAUGGAAGAUUUGGUUUUUAAAACUUGUUUAGUCAAUCUAUAGGCUUUCUUAUAGGAUGCCCUGUAACCUUACUUUAAUGAACUAUGGUUUAUAUAGGACCGUUAAUGGGUACUCUCUGAUUUUCUGCUGGCCUCUCACUGAUUUUCUUUGUUGCUUCUGUGGCAUGAGGUUUCUCCUCAGUUAGGACUGUGCUUUCUUUUCUUUCCCCCUUCUAACAAUCCCUUUUUCCAAAUUUUCCCACCCAUCCCCCUCUCCCCCUCACCCCUCCUUUUUUCCCUCCCUCAGGGCAUAGAGAAGGAGAGGGGGAGGAGAGGCAAAGCAGAGGGAACUAGACAUGGAAUGAGAGAGCUUUCUUGUGUGAUAACAAUUGGGAUAAGAGUAAAGGGGGAGGGGGCAGACAGUUUCCAAACUACCCCCACAAAUCUGUCUACUACCUCCUGCAGCUCCUCUUUCCCCAUCUUUUUUGCUCUUUAGUUAGUUAAGUGUCAGCUGCUCUCUUCUUGUCGUGAUUUUUUUUUUUUUUUGUGACUCUCUUGUUCUCAUGAUCCUUUCUGCCCUUGUCUUACUCUUGAAAUGAGCCCCUGUCUCGCUCUCCCCCAAACAGGACUGUUCCAAGGCUCACUCUUGUUUGUCCAGGGCUCGACCAACUGUCACCAAUAUUAUAAGCUCCCCAAAAAGCAGUCAACUGUAGUGGUUUACAGAUGUUCGAUUGUAGACUCAAUCACUGUAAAAUGUGAUGGCCAUUAUUAUAAAAGUCUAAUUCAAUAUUUUUUUUUUUUGUAUAGUGAAUUUGUGGCACUCAUAAAGUCAGCCAAUCUCUGCCAUGGGAUUCUGUUACCGUCUAACUCCCCUUUAAUUUCCCAGCGUUCAAAUGUAGUCUUCUGGUACUUCUUCACCCUUCAUAAGCUUGCAUUUUUAUAUUACUUGUUACUUUAUUUUAAAAGUACCAACGUAUUCCUCAGCAGUGUAUGGCUAAUCACUUUCCCACCCAAGCUCCUAAUCUGUCAGUAUCCCAACCUAUCCAUGCACCUGUCCUCUUGACUUCCAUCUUUCUAAGUUACACCUUGUCUUCCACUUGGAAGCUAUUUGAUUUAAUGUUUUUCUGUCCAGACUAGCAUAGUUUUAGUUGAUAUGGAACCAGUCUUUUUUUAUUAUUGAUAUGCUGUUAGCACUUAGAUUAGCAGUGCUCUUGGAUAUUAUAAUAUAUACAUAUUAUCUUUGAUUUUUUUUUUUUUGCAUAUUACUAUCUACACAAAUAUUAUAUUUUAUAGACUGAAAGCUCGUUUGAGCAGUGUCAUCAACCUACUGUUCCUGUAACUUUUAUGUACUUGUCUUAUUUAUUAUUAAAUUUCCUCCUCUUAUACUAUUGUAAAUUGCUGCUGAAUAUGUUGGCGCUAUAUAAAUGCCAAAGAUAACAGGUGCUAAAUAUUUAAAUCCACUGAAAUAAGAGAACCCUGUCUGUUUAGUUUACAAUUUUGUGUUCUUGCCUAGGUAGGUUAUAAUGUAGUUGGCGAGUUCUUCCCUUUCAUGUGCCCAGAAUCUCGGCAAAUAAGUUUCAUGGAUAUAUUCAGGCUUGGCAGCAUUGUAGCAAGAGGCAUCUAGAACAUAUCAGAAAAGGAUCCAAGACGUUGGAGAGGUAUGCAAAGGUAGUAGUGAGUAAGGUUUUGGAAAAUGAGGUAUAUCGCUGUGUCAUGCAUUCAGUACCCUUCCAGGAAUAGAAAAACUUUAUUUAACCUGAGUUUCUCUUCCUUCUACCUGUAGAGAUGAUCUUUGCUUACUUGUAUUUCUGAUUCUCUAAAAUAUCUUUGUAGUACUAGUUAAAAACAAAACACUUGGGAGAGAUUUUCUAAGAGAUGAACAGUUGGAGAAUGACAGUCUGCCUAGGACCGGGAUCGGCAACCUUCGGCACUCCAGAUGUUGUGGACUACAUCCCCCAUAAUGCUGGCAAAAGUCACAGGAGGUAUAGUCCAAAACAUCUGGAGUGCUGAAGGUUGCCUAUGCCUGGCCUAGGACAUUUUAAAAAAAAUUUAAAAAUAAAUUGUCAUUGAAGUUUGAACAGUGUUCUUCGUAAUUCUCAUAAUUUCUUCUUGGACUUACUCUGUAUAUUAUAAAAGUGGUACUAAAAUCAUUUUUUUUUUUUUUUUUGCAAUAGAGUUGCUCCAACUACCAUGACCACUUCUGCAUUUUGAAGUGGUAAUCGUGGUAGGAAUCUUGAUGUGUAGCAUUUCAGCUUGAAAUUCUGCCAAUUAUAGCGUUAUCUGUACUAUUUUGAUUUGGGCUAGUUGCAACCCCAGCACAUGAGUUAGACAGCCCAUCACUCUGUUCUGGGCUGCCUAAUGUCAAUUCUGUGCAAAAAAUAAAUCCGUCAUUGUUGGCACACAUAGCAUUCUGUAAACAGACAUAUUAAGCUUUUCAUUUACAGGAAGGUGAGCUUUAGUGUUCUCUCCCUCCAUGCCACACAAGCACACACACAUUUUUGUGAAUUUAUGGUUGUAGCUUAUCCAUCUUUUUGCAAGAAACCUCGUGCAGGAUUAUUCAGUAAAGUGGGAAAUUAAUUCAAAGUGAAUUUUAAUUUUUUGUUGAAAGCAUCCAUUUUGACUGUUGUGAAAUAAAAUGUGGCAUUUAUUUUAAAUUCAAGACUGUUCAUAGUUAUUAAUCCUAUUACUACUAUUAGUGUCCAUCCUGGAAUGUUGUGAUUUUUUUUAAUUUUUAAUUUUAUUUAUUUAUUUUUUUAACGUUUUAUUUUUGGGUUGCCACUUUUCAGGUUCAUCUGUACACCUUUUGAACAAAUAUUUCUUGUUUAUUUACUUAUUUAUUUUUUCUGUUAAGUCCAUUAAACAAAAAACAAACCCAUCUCUUAUACAGUUUGCAUUUUGGUGUUGCUGUGGCAAAUCCCAUUCAGCAGAUAACACAGAUCACUUGCCCCGAUAAACUUGUUUUCACACCAACGGCAAACAUUCUGUCUCUCUCCUUUCAUGCCAUGUGACUGAUCUUAAUCCCGUUUCCCACCUAUUUUCUGUUAAUGAAGAGUAAACAUGUUCUAAUUUCUGGCACUUUAAUCUUUCAGACUUCCUAAUAUCUCCUGUCACUGAUGCCUACCUCUUUCCAUUUAUAAUUACAUUUUCUUUCUCAUGAAGGGGUCAUUGGUGUCUCAUUCUGUGAGUCAGAGCCAGCAUUGUCUUCUUGCACUGAAUUCAUGUGAGAACUAUAGCUACUGCUAGUCUAGUAACGAUGCAUGACAUCAAUGCAUUUGUCACAUUAGCUUUACUUGCGCAUUACAUCAGAGGAUGUGGGUGGUGUCAGAAGUUUGACAAAAUGGACAGUCUUGCAACCUGAAACAAGGUGGGAUAUAUUCGAAAUCAGCAAUUGUUGUGAAUUGAUCAUUUUAUGCCAAUAGCCAUACUGGAAAAUUGGCAGAUUUGCAGAUACUUUUUUUUUUUUUAAUUUAGGUAUGCUAGACACUUUGUAACUUUCUGGUUAAUUCUAGGUUUAUUAAUAAGCCUUUAAGGAUUCAGAUGCUCUUACGAUAAGUCAACAUAGUUCUUAAAUAGAUGCUGAAAGCAGCAAACCAACCGCAACUCGGCAUAUUGGUGAUGUUGAGUCUUUGGGCAAGGUUCCCUUGGUCCCUUUUAACUGGUUUCCUGGAGUCCACCCACUCCUUGCCAGCAUUAAUGACCCUGAUAGUGCAGAAUUGAUAUUUCAGUCUUAAUUUCAUCCAAACUGGGAUGCAUUGAUGGGCUGAAGAUUUCUUUGGCACAGGUGUACAACACAAUUUACAAUGUUAUUCUCAACCUAUGUAGACGAGUGCUCCACUCAAGAUUCUGUCAAAUAGCAGACAUUAAAGGGGCAAUUUUGUAUUUUUCACUCUGUAGUUUCCUCUGCUGCAGUUAUAAUAAACUUUACUUCCAAUUUGUGUUUUAUAUUGUGUAACUUUCUUCUAGGAUUAAUCAAGCUGUGGGCAAGGAUGAAUGAGACAAAGGUUGACCUGAUUAAAGACUUGUUUGUGAACAGGGUUUGGGCAUUUAAAAGUAAUGGACUUCAUGUUCCUUAUAUAUGUUAUAUAUCAUUUAAAAGUAUUCUAGUCGCAGGGAAUGCAGGGCUCCUAAAGGAGCUCUGUUAUUUAAAUUGUGUAAUAGAGCAUGUGUAACAAUCAAUACUUUCUGCAAGCAGAGUCCUAAGCAAACAUUGAUAUGCGAACACAUUUGUCAAACCCCUGAAAUAGGAUAAUGUACAAAUGACCUAAUCAAUAUUGAGCAUAUGAAAUAAUCCAUGCAUUGUGCUGGAUCCAGGGUUGACAAUAAAGGAGCACACCAUAACCACAACAGCUUGUUGUAUUGGUUAUAGUGCCAGGAGUACCUUGCUCCCCUGUUGUAAGGUGUUGGACAGCUUUGAAAGGUGUGAUCGCUCUUAUCUGGAGUCCACUGAGUGCUGCUCCCCAUCUCCCUUUCCAAUGCUGUAAAGCCAGAAAUUCCUAAACAGGACCAAUUAGCUCUUCUGAGAACCCAUAAAAACCUUAUAAUCUGUAUAGAGAGAUGGGUUGUCCUUUUAGUGGUUGUAGUGUUCAUGGAAGUGAAACUUCCCAUACACCAGUGCUUAAAGGGACACUGUAGGCACCCAGACCACUUCAGCUAAUUGGUGAGUGAAAUUUAACUUUUCAAAGGGGAAACUGGGGACCUAAACUAUGUUUUUACCACUAUAGUGUCAGGAAUACAUGAUUGUGUUCUUGAUACUAUAGUGUUCCUUUAAAUGUAAGCUAUUUUACCUUUUCUCCUAAAAAUGAUUACUAUGGUUUCUUGUAUAACAUCAUAAUGUAACCUAUGGGAACUGGGAAACAUACUUUCACUCUGGAAAAUAUGCCCAUUGGAUGUAAUAAAAUGUUGCUGCAACCUAUUUACAUUGAUCUCUGCAGAGCUUAAAGAGGAACUGUCACAUUCCAGAUUCGGGCUUAUUUUCAUAGCUAACUAGUAGUUAUUUAUUAUAGUUUAAAGGAACACAGUAGGCUGUGAUGACCCUUUUUAAAUGUAUUUGAUCUCUAAUCUAUUAAAUCCUUUCCAACAUAAAAUGGAUUUGAAUGUCUUUUUUGCAGCAGUUUCCUGGACACUGCCUCUUUUGGGCUGACCAUCUCAAGAAAUGGUUAUAUUGGUCUGUCCAUUGCUUACAGUUGGAGCUCUGUGCGAUUUCUUAAAUUGUUCUGUGCAGAUCUUACUGUAUAUCAAUUCUCAAAUAUUUCCUCCUGGAAGAUUCCAAGAUGGCCGCAUGCUCUCCCUGCCCCUUUGCAGCGAAAGUAGGCUUUAUUUACAUGUUUCUUUUGCACAUUGGACCCCAGUGAACACUUCAGUUGUGUUUACUGGGAUGAAAAUAGAGUGCGUGCCAACAAAAAAAGGUGACCUUGGGAUCCUGCAUGCUAUAUUUUAUUUAUUACUGACAUCUAUAAAGCGCCAACCUAUUCCACAGAACUGCCAGGUUGAACCAGAAUACUGAUUCCAUGAUUUAAGCAGAGUGGUGGUGAGUUGAAACCAAUAUUAAGACCUGUAAUGCACCCCUCCCUUCCACACACUCUUUUUACUAAUUUUGGCAACUUGCUCAUGAACUUACUUGGUGAAUAAACCCUUUGAUAUCACUUAUUGUCCAUGCCCCAAGGGAAUUCUCUUUUCCUGUAUUCGCCUACUCUUGUAACUUUUUUUUUUUAACAAGUAGUACUACUGACCUCACCCUUGGCUUGUGAUUAUGACUGCCAUGUCAUCCUCAUUACCAGGACCCAAGUCACGGUUUCCACAUACACCAUCUAGAUAUUUUCCAAGGAUUGACAAGUGUAGUAAUUUAAAAAAAACAAAACAAACCUUUUGUAGUACAAAUUGUUUCUAUGCAUUUCCUACGUAUCUUGUAUCUUAUUUCCCUUUUGAGAAGAACUGGAGAAAGAGCUGUAACAGAGGACCAGUUACUUCCUGUUUUCAUCUACUCCUCCCUUCAGGCACAGAAGAGUUCAUUAUACAAUCUGAUUUAAGAUGCCCUAUGCACCCCAGGCUCAUUGUAUCAUGGCCCCACUCCCCAUCACCAAACAAGUGUCAAAUUAAAGUUGAGGUAGGACCCCAUCCUGAAAUCUUAAUAGUUAAGCAUGCCCUGCCUGUAACAGGUUUACCGUUUGGAUGGCUCAUAACUGGUCAGGGUGCAAAUUUAAAAGGAACCUGUGACCAUUUACCGGACCCUCCGUCCUCCGCUGCAUUACGCUGAGGUGUGGGUGUUAAUAUUCUGUGAUUUCUACCCCUCCUGCUUUCCCUCAUUCAGCCUGGUCUCGUAAUUUACCCUGCUUGUGGAAAUUUCUAUACUGGCGUCUAAGUGACGUCACGUUACUCAAUUUAUGUACUCCCUGGCUAGUGCUAGCCGCAUCAACUAAGGGGUUACCAUAGCAGCCACAGUGUGUGUCCUGUUCUUGUAGUUUUUAGCUUGGUGGAACUAAAUUCAGGAGACAUGCAAUUGCCAAGAGCACCUGCCUUGCAAAGACUUCUCAUUGAGCUGUGAUGGGACAGCCACAUAAAGUCUAGGGUAGGGAAGAAGGCAAAGGCUGCAGACAAGAAAUCUGCAGCAUUUUUUCUUUCUUCAAGCUGUUUUUAAAUAUACGCCAAUGAGAGAAUGCAUAAUUAAUUAUACAUGUUUUCACUGGGGUUAUAUCUACUAAACUGUUUUUUUUAAUUUGGUCUAUGGAGUAUCACUUUAAGGAUUUGUUUACUAAACUCAGAAUUGUAGUGAGAUGAAAAAUGUAGCAAUUGCAGUUUGGAUGGGAAAAAAGUCCAACAAAGGCUAUAUUAGCCUGCAAUUUUGUUUUCAUUCUGCAAUAAUUGGCCUGUCACUGAAUAAAACUUAAUUGUGGAGCAUCCAUAUUUUUAAACCAAAUUUUACAAAAGUUCCUUAUUUCCUUGUCUUAUUGGAUACUGUGAUAUGCCUCUGGAAUCCAAAAGCACUAGCUUUAUGUGUGUGUAUAUUUAUUUUGUCUCUGUUGCAAGAUUAGUGUAUAUUCAGUAUUUCUGUUCGGAAAGAAGGUUUAAAAAUAUUUAAGUAGACAUUAACACUUUUUUGUACAGAAUACCUAGGCUAUCUCUGUGAAACCAAAGCUUUCAGCAAUAAAGCUAACCAUGGUGGGCAAAACGUAAAGGAACACUAUCGUGUCAGGAAUACAAACCUGUAUAUUUGACACGAUAGUGGUAAAAACACUGUUUAAAGACCCGGCCUCCGUUCAAAUAGCUUCUUUUUUUUUUCAGUGCUGUGCUAUUCUUACCGCUGCUGGCCCUACCUCCAUGGCUGUGAUCUUCAAAUUAGAAGCUAUUGAGGAUGUGCGGCAAAACACCAUGCUGUGACAAUACGCAUCUCCUCAUAGAGAUGCAUUGAAUCAGUGCAUCUCUAUGGGGAACGUUCAGAGUCUCCAUGCAAAGUGUUCAGCACUGACACAGGAAGCACCUAUAGUGGCUGUCAUUAGAGGUGUUACGAAGCAGUAAUGUCAAUCCUGCCUUCUCUCUGAAAAGACAGUGGUUACAGCCUGCUCUUUCAGCCAUUUUCAUUUAAACACCAGAACUACAUUAAGCUGUAGUAGUUCUGGUGACUAUAGUGUCCCUUUAACUAUGGCUUCACAGCUCAGCAAUCCAUUUGUAAGUUUUUUUUUUUUUUUAAAUGUAAGAAAAUAAUGUGACUUACUAGUUUCAUUAGAUUGGAAUAAAUGUGCAGUGAUAAUGGCUAUUUUUUUUUUUUAUUUCUAUGUUUUGUAGUGGUUAUGGUGUUGGGAGGCUAUGGGUAAAUCACCUUAGAUUCUGUCAAUCUCUUUUCAUGGUUUGACAAGAAAUUCUCAAUUACCCUAUGCCUGCUCACUAUGUGGGGGACACUAUAAAGAGAAAGUUCACUUUAAAUUCCUACUAUGGCAUAGUUUAAUUAACCACCAUCAGUUUCUAUACAUAUCUUUGUAUGUGGUGGUUAGAUCCCAGGCUCUCAUUUGGUUUAGAUAUAGCUGGUAUAUACUAAAUGACUUAUUCUGAAACAAAAUGCUAGAUCUUCUGUAAGUACAUGGAUUGUGCCCGUUCAGUAUACUGUAUGGUGCCUUGUUCUUAUGUCCCUACAGUAGCAAUAAUAAUUAAAGGGAAACUCCAGUGCCAGGAAAACAAUCUAUUUUCUUGGCACUGCAUGUCCCUUCUCCCUCCCACCCCCUAUCCCCGGUUGCUGAAGGGGUGAAAACCCCUUCAGUAACUUACCAGAGGCAGCGACGAUGUCCCACGUCUCUGCUUCUUCCGCUGCCGCCACUUCUCCUCUGCAUUAUGUCGGCCGGUGGGCGAGACUGAUCCCACCCACCGGCCAGGGAGACCUAAUGAGCAUAUGCGGCAAUGCCGCAUAUGGGCAUUGGAGCUCUCCAUAGGAAAGCAUUAAAAAUGCUUUUCAAUGCUUUCUUAUGGGGAAAUGAGCGACGCUGGAGGUCCUCACACAGCGUGAGGACGUCCAGUGACGCUCUAGCACAGGUUUUCUGUGCUAUGAUACAGGAAGUGCCCUCUAGUGGCUGUCUAGUAGGCAGCCACUAGAGGUGGAGUUAACCCUGCAAGGUAAUUAUUGCAGUUUAUAAAAAAAAAAAAACUGCAAUAAUUACACUUGCAGGGUUAAAGGGAAACUCCAGUGCAAGGAAAACAAUCCGUUUUCCUGGCACUGCAGGUCCUCUCACCCUCCCACCCCUCAAUCCCUGGUUGCUGAAGAGGUGUUAACCCCUCGUCGCUGCUUCUUCCUCCGCGCCACUCCUCCCUCUGAUUCGGUUGGUGAGACUGAUCCCGCCCACCGGCCGGGGAGACCUAAUGCGCAUGCGCGGCAAUGAUGUGCAUGCGCAUUAGCGCUCCCCAUAGGAAAGCAUUGAAAAUGCAUUUCAAUGCUUUUCUAUGGGGAAAUGAGCGAUGCUGGAGGUCCUCACACAGCGUGGGGACGUCCAGCGACGCUCUAGCACAGGUUUCCUGUGCUAGAAACCAGGAAGUGCCCUCUAGUGGCGGUCUACUAGACAGCCACUAGAGGUGGAGUUAACCCUGCAAGGUAAUUAUUGCAGUUUAUAAAAAAAAAACCUGCAAUAAUUACACUUGCAGGGUUAAGAGUAGUGGGAGUUGGCACCCAGACCACUCCAAUGGGCAGAAGUGGUCUGGGUGCCUGGAGUGUCCCUUUUAACAAAUAUCUAAAGUGGUUUAUUAUUGAAUCCAAGUGUACAUGGUUCAAGCCGCUUUAUGUAAACUUUGUUUACCUGAGCAGAAUGAUCAUAAAGUCUGUCACUUUUUUUUUUUUAUUUUAUUUUUAUUUUUUCAGCCGUAUCUGUUGUAAAUAUCUACCAGUCAGAACAACUGAAAAAACAUCUGACUCAUAACUUCAGUCGAAAAGCAGAUGCAUUAUUCAUAAGGUGUAUGUGUGUGUAUAUAGGUAUAUAAAAUAAAAUAACCUGUUUUUGGUGCAUCUGAGUCACUGUGAGAUAGAAGCUCAUUAAAGAUGGUUACACCCCAUGCUUAAUUAUCUGUAAAAGGCCGCACAUUAAUUUGGGACUUGGCAACUUAAUAGCUUAAAGAAGCAGUCUAAGCACCAUCACCACUAUAUGUUGGUGUAGUGCUUAUUGUGCUUUUAAGGCUGAGGGUGCCAUAUCUCUGUUCUUGUACAAACUUUUUUUUUUUUUAUAGCUGUUUUACCGAAACUGGGAAUCUCUGAGACACUCACAGCCCAGCUCGUUAGUCGCUUAUUGCUAAAGUGGAAGUAAUCACAAUGGAAUUUAAUGGUUAUGUUGCCUGGACUGCUCCCUUAAAAGGCAACUGUCAUCAUAUUUUCUCUUCUCAUUCUUAUAAGUUUACAACUUAUUUACUUAGAAAAUUUCACUUUUUAGCGGGUUGAACAGCCAUGUUGGGCUAAACUCUACCAUUAUUGGAUUACUAAACCUACCCAACAGCCUACUGCUGUGAUUGACACUCUGUCUUUGACUUUUAAUAAUUCAAAUUUUGCUUCCUCUUUUUCUGGUCAAGACUGUCUGAACUGCAUAUCCCUUUAACUCUAGAUGGAGCAGUGUUUAUGGGGUAAGAUAGCACUUUAAAUAUAUAAAAAAAAUUUAAUGUUAAUGCAUUAACUUUAUAAUUUACAAUUUUAUUUUUUUUCAUUUUUUCUAAGCCCAGCACAGGGUUUACAGAAUGAUAUAUGGAGGAUUACUAAAAGAUAAUACAUUGUGUUUAGUAGAAAAUGUGUUACAGAGAUUAGCUUAGUUGAAAAGAUAUGACACUAAUAACCAUAUUAAGUGUGUACAUGAUGGCAUACAAUGCAAGCAAAAUAUAGAGGAGUUGAAGUGGACUGUAAGGUUGUGUUUUAUUUGCACAUAUGAAUGUAUAAAGUGAAGGGAGGGGCAGCAGACUGGGUAUCUACCCCUGUAUGUUGUCUUAUAUCUCCAAGGAAGUAGAACUUUUAGUCAGUACAUUUUUUGUUUGUGGUUUUCCUGUCACUGUGUGUAGAUUUUUAUUUAUCACAUAUUUUAUCAGGAAGGUUACACUGCAAUUUCUCUCGUUUUCAAAUAUGUCCUGGGCCCACAAAUUCCAUUGUUGCAAUAGGGUAUAAUAUUAAAAACAAAAAAAUAUUAAAAUUCACAUCUAUACAUUUUUAACACAGAGCAGGUAAAUAAAAGUAACCAUAAUUACAAGUGCAUUCUGUAUUGAUAUAUUGACAGAGGUCUCUUAAAGGAUUUUAGGCUUUUUAUAUCUAUCUGAUUCUGUCAUCCCUAUCUUUCGUGAAUGUCUUUUUGCUCCCAAGCAGUGUGUUUGGUAUUUCAUUUUUUUUUUUUUUUUUGCCUUUUUCUCAUGUGUGUAUACCAAAAAUCUCAGUCAACAUUGAACAUAUAAAAGGUAAUGUUUGCUCUUUGAAGGACUUAUUUAAGUGGACCAUUGACUGCACGGCAGUUUCAUCAUACUUUAUUGUUGCUUAAUUGGUAGUUUCAGCACAUUGGAGUUUACUCACUGAGGCAGGAAUUGUGGAGAAAUGGCAGAUUAUAGACAAAUGUAGCCCAGCUGGGGAAUCUUUCUAAUCUGGUCAUUUUGGCCUCACGUUUGCAGUUUUUAUCUAUUCUCCACAACUCCCUUGGUGUAGUGAGUUCGUUAGUAAAAUUCUUGUUUUCCCCAUUUGGUUGCGAUGUGGAUUUCCAGUACACAUGAGAGUAAAAUAGGGGAAAGUGUAUCGGUUUUCUUUCUAAAAAAUGGUCUAAGUACUAAAUGUGGCAAUCACAAUGGAAGACAGUGGAACCAGUAGGCAUGUUUCAAUUAGUGACUCCUUCCCUUUUAGUUUUUGUACCAUAUUUUAGAACAGAACAUUUUUGUGUCUCAUAUUGUAGUGCACUUGUCAGAGAACAAGUUGAAGAGCUUUUCAAGGCAACCAUCUUUGCUUCACUUUUAAAGGGUUAUCCCAACUUAGCACAGGAGAGCUAAUGGAAGUUCCUGCUCCAACUUAACUUAUUCUAGUGCCGAGGUUCCUCAGUGCUGGCUCCAUCUCCAGCUCCUCUGACACCAUCGCAAGGAGGAAUCUAUUGGUGAGCAGUACGUACAUUAGGCCUGUAUCAAUACUUACCUAUGGGGAUUUAGAAAACGCUGGACAUUCUCAUGCAAAGCGUGGGACUUCCAAUUUCAUAUCACAGAGUUAAAGGAACACUAUAGUGUCAAGAAUACAAACCUGUAUUCUUUAACCUAUUAUUUUGAAGUGGCUUAUUAGGUGAACGGCUCCCUCUCUGCAGUAAAAAGCUGAUUUUACUACCCGUUUCUCCCACUUUGUGACUGGCUCCACCUCCAUGGUUAAGAUCAUCUUGAUCUUAGCCAAUCCAAUGCUUUCCCAUAGGAAACCAUUGGAAAGCUAUUUUGCAUGCUUGGCAACAUUAUGUUCUGCAUCAAUCGGCAAAUCAAUGCAUCUCUACGGGGGAAAAUUCAGUGUGUAGAGAUUGUGAACGCCUGUGGUGCACUUUACUAGAAAUCUCUUCUAGUGGCCAUCUGAGUGAGGUGUUCCUAGUCACCAAUGUACACACGGACUCUUCUAUGAACAGGGACAUGCUAUAGACACCAGAUUCACGAUGUUAAGCUGGACAGGGACUCUGCACUAAAGUGGUCUGGGUGCCUAUAGUGUCCUCUUUAAAAGGUUCAAUCUCUCCAAUUGUAAUAGUGGAGAUGAGGUUUGGCUCCUGUCAGACCUUAUUCAGAAACAGUUUGACUGCUUACAAUGGGAUGAAUCCAGGGCACUCCUGGCACCAUAACCAUUGCAACAAGUAGUGGUUAUGGUUCUUGGAGUGUUCCUUUAAGUCUGCCAUUGUUAGAUAUGAACAGCUUGAUAUUUACCCUAAUGUUGCCACAAGCCAUUGGAAAUUACAUAGUAUGUUUUGGCUUACUUUUUAAAAAAAAUUUUUUAUAGUAGUUCACUAUAGUUACAGGUGUCCACAUUUUACUACCUUUUAAAUUCUGUAGCUCUUGCUCCUGUGCUUGAUGUAAUACCAUAUUUGAUUUUUUUUUAAUUUUAUUUUAUUUAUCUUUUUCCCUUUUAAAAUUUGCACCUGGGCUAAAUUAUAUCGAUGGUUUGUGUAAAUCGUAGUUAUUGAAGAAUUGGAGAGGUAGCUGCCUGUUUUCCAUCCCUGUCCCUCUAUGAAUGCUUGUCCUCUGCAGAAUGACCCAACUUCGACACCCUAUCUAUUAUAAACUACAACUCCCGUUAUGCAGUAAAGUAUAGGGUUGUGUGUUGGAUUGCACAAGUUUUUUUUUUUUUUUAUUAAUGCAUGUUUGUCCUGCUCCUUGUUCUUGUGCAAUGGUCUGUGCUUCUGUCUUUGUUUUUUUUUUUUUUCUUUCCCCUUGUGGUGCUGUUUGCUUCCCUCAUCCUUUAGUACACUGUUGGCAUUAUCCUCUGCAGCAGAGCUGCUUUCUGUACCCUCCCCCUCUUCUGUGUCUCUGGUCCCCUCAAUUAUCUGGUUCUCCAUGCCCACCAUCCAGUCCAGACCUACAGUGCUAACCCUUUCAUCUCCAGUGGGGCCAUGUGAUUCCCUUCAUUAUUACUCCCGGCUUGAGUUGUCAUUUGCUAGUUUGCAAGUUGUCUCUUAUGGCCUUCUAGUACCAUUACAGCCUUUUUAUAUUGCUGUUAUCUAGCUUUAAAGGGACACUCCAUACUUUAAUCAACGUUUGAUGCAUUAACUUACGCAAAACAUAUAAUUAUGUGCACUACAGGUUCCUAAAGCUGGUUUGCGUGCCGCUGCUGAUAUGGAGGUGUUGUGUUGACAAGCAUGCCAUAUUCCCAAGUUGAAAGCACUUAGGUGGAGAGUCAGAAAGUAAAAUGUCUCCCUUUAGUCUGCAUUUAAGGGGGUAUCUUAUAACUGCGGCCAUUUGUGCAAAAAAUAAAUUGCUUCUGUUAAACAAUACCAUGGAGACCCCCUUGCAGUAUAAACUAAGCAAUAAAAAUUGGUUGUUAUGGUGUUGUAAGUGUACCUUUUUAGUGCCAUAGUUCCCUUCAUUUUCCCCUCCUUUAUUUGCCCUGAGUGACCUUUCAUUUAUAUGAAUGUUUUUGUUAAUUGCUCAUGCUAUUCCGUUUGCUUCUGUACUCUUUUCCUUGGCUUUUUGGUAAACCCACUAAUAAAUAAAUAAAUAAAUAAAUAAAUAAAUAAAUAAAAAUAUAUAUAUAUAUAUAUAUAUAUAUAUAUAUAUAUAUAUAUAUAUAUAUAUAUAUAUAUAUAUAUAUAUAUAUAAUCAUUUUAAAAAUAAAAUAAAAAAUCCUCAUUGCAGUCUUCAUUUUUUUUUUUUUUUUUUACAUAUUUUUUUUUUUCCCUUCACUAGCACAGGUUGGCCUGUAGGUAAUCCACCUGUGCCAUUGUGUAGUCUAAGUAGGAGAAAACUUGAACAAAUGGGGUUACAAACAAACUCUCAGAAGCCCUGCCCUCUCCUUCAGCAAUGUCCGUUCUCCUAAGGCUCUGUUUCCACAUCUUUAUCUGUGGCAUGCUCUCCUUUUUUAGAACACACCCUGCUUGUGUGGUUUGUAAGUUGAAAUCUGAUGCUGUGGUACUUCUUGGCUGCCCUCUAGUUUUUCCCAAGUCUGUCUUCACCAUUUCAUCUCUGUCCUCAUAGUGAUUGCUUUCCCAUUCACCCACCCCAUAGCCUUUCUCCUUCUGGCAGUACCAUUUAUGUUUGCAUUGUUUUUUUUUUUUAAAAAUUUUUUUAUUCUUUUCAGCGCGUUUAGCACUCGAGGUAUGACCAUGCAUAGUUAUGCAGUGUGUAGCCCGUCCCACUUCUCUUGAAAGAGACACAAAGUCUUCAGCCAAAUAGAUUGUUGGAAAUCUUUGUCUUUUUUUUUCUUCUCUUCUUUUCCAAAGUACCUAAAAGCCAUAUAUGCCUGUAAUUCGCUCACCCUGUCUCUCAAACCCAUGAAUUUAAGCCCCUGGCACUCAUGGAGUUAACGGAUUGCUUAGGACUAUUCCCUGAUUAAUUCCACCCCCCCCUAUAGUCUGAUGGGGAACAAUACACAUGUCCAUUUUUUUCUAUGGGAAUUUUCUCCUCCCCUCUAAAACCCUGUCUGGGAAAGCAGGAGGAGGGAGUGAGAGACUCAAAUUUCUCAGGGAGCAGAGGACGGGUUUUAUAUGUAUAUGCAAUUUUUUUUUUUUUUUUUUUUAAGUUCCCUUUCUCCCUUUUCUGACAUUUUAAUGAGGACCUUGGGUAUAGGGGAAAGGGCUAAGAGGAAGAAAGGACCCUAUUCAAAGGGAUGUGGGAGAGGAAAAAAAUAUAUUCUCAAGAUGGUUAAAGGAAUUUUUGUAAUGCUUUGCCUCUGAGAUGAGGCAGCAAGGCUUGCUGAAUUUAUACUUAAUUUUCAUUAUUAUAUUAUCUAUUUGUAAAUACUGCAGAAAAGUAAAUACAAGUAAUGUGGUCAUAUAAGUAAUUUUAAUCUAUAAAUGAGUGAAACACACAGACAAAAAAUAUAUAUAAAGCAGCACAGGAAUGUUGGAGGACUUUCAAAUGUCAGUUGGAAUGUCUGCAAAUAAUUAUCUAUCUUGGGUCUAAACACACUAAUCGAACAAUGAUUUUGAUGAAUCCCAUUGAAUUUCAGCUGCUAUACAUGGAAUAAAGAAUUCGGUCAAGAGUUACAGAAAAUAUAAUUCCAAGUCCAUUACUCCCAGAAAAUCUUAUGGGAAAACUUGUGUUUAUAAAAGAAAAUACUUUGUAAAAUUAUGUCUGCUCACUCCCCUAUUCUGAUUAAAUUUUCUUAAGUGUUUCUGAUUCCAUCCGAUAUAUUUAUUGUCCCACAUUUGAAAAUUUGCAAUUAGUUUUUUGUUUUUUUUUAAUUCCCCACCCCAUGUUUUAGCUCAUAGUUGACUGCCAUUGUCUUUUUAUUCCUUAUGUUGCCUCUCAUUUUUUUUUUUUUAAUCUAAAUACCUUUUUGUCUAACACUCUGGUUUUUUUCUUAUGUGUAAAUUGCGUCAUGCUAGACACUGUCCAGAUUUAUUUUAAUUGUCUCUAAUCCUUUUGUUUUGCCUCAGACAUUUAAAGUCUUUCCCACUUCAAUCUUUUUUUUUUCUCUCUCCGUACUGUUUUAUUUUUGUGUAUACCUAUAUAUUUUCGAUCUGUAUCCUAUCUCCUUCUCACUAUAUCCCCUUAAAUAGUUUUCCAAUGACGUUUAACUUAAAAUUGUUUCGCAAGCUGAAAACGUACAUUGUUGCUAACCGAUUCACCCAUCUUAGUUAAGGCAUGCAUGGUGUAGUUUUUAUUACUGGAUAGUGCUUUUUCCUUGUGUGAAAGGACAGAGGUCAUGUGUCAGACUCACAGUACAGUAGAGAACCCCAUCCCCCUGCCCCGCACCCCCUUUCUUUCUCCUUUCCAGUGAUGAAACACACUUCAAUCAUCUGCCUUGCCUCUUAGUCUCCCUCCCACCACUAUGUACCCAAUGAGCCAUCUGCUCCUCAAUUCUUUCCCUUUUCCCUGUGCCAUCUUUCACACAAUGCUUCCCCGUUCAUGUGUUCCAAAUAGGACUUGCAGUUUCUGUGCUUGGCUUUCAGAUCCUCAGAGCACUUGUCUCCAAGCUCACUUGUCGUUAUCCAAGUAUUGCAACACUUUCCUCUGCCUAUUCCAUGUAAUCCUCACUUUUUCCUGCCUAUUCUGUAUGACCUUAUAACACACCAUCCAUCUCUUGCCCACCUGCAUGUCAUCAUCACUCUAGGCCUGUUAAGUUCUAAACCCCUCAGGUCAUCUAUAGUAAUCUCUUCCUGCCCUUCCUCUAAACACUUGACAGAAAUGCUGUUUACUGCCUCUAGGCUGCUUUUAUCUACAUGAAUCUAUUUACAAAUAUUGACUCUUGCACUUGUGUUUUUUUUUUUUUUUUUUUCCUAUUGUGAUAUCUGAAACAGUUUAAAAAAAAAUGAGUUAAGCCCAUUACAAAAGUCACAAAAAAAUUUAUUCCCCAGAUGCCCACAAACAUUCUGUAGAGAUCCUGAUCUACUAAGCUAAAUGUGUACGGUUCCGACUAUCAAGAACAACAUAUUAAAUAAUGGAAGAACAAACUGAUUUGUAGGUGACUGUAUGGGCCUCCACUUGUAGCUUCAAGGAAACAGUGCUCCUGUUUGUGAACAUGGACCAAAUAUAGUUCCCUUCUGUAGUUCACUCCUUGCUGUGGUGUUAACUAAAAGUUAAACUAAUAUAGAUUCAUUGUACAGCGCUAUGGAAUUUGCUGGCGCUAUAUAAAUAAUAUAAUCUAGAACCUGCCAUUUCUCUCUAUCCCCCUACCCCCUGAGUUUUUCUAAAAGUUUCAUUUAAAAAAAAAAAAAAAAAAAAUUUAUUUGCUUUUUUUUUUUGUGUGUCCCAUGGAGAGUUCCUUGGAGAUUUAUGGUUGAAAAUAUUUUCAUCCUUUGUUUCUCAAUACAAGCCAUUUUAAUGCUUCCAUAGAAUCUCAGGUAAAAUCCUGGUAAGGCAACAAUUGUGUGAUGAAUGACCAGGUGUCUGGGGGAGUGGUGAUGCAGAACACUCAUGCGUAAUUGAAAGUUCUGCCUGGCCUGAAUUCCUUUACUGAAACCUAAAAUGGCUUCUUCAUAAAAUCUGCUACACAUUGGCAAUGAAAAAGCUAAAUCUUAUUUGAAUGCUUCCAGGUGAUUAACGUGACUUGGUGCAGCAUUUAGAGAACAGUGCCCUUAUACAGAGGGUAUUGAACAAGACUGGCACUUUCAAGCCUCUAUGCAAAAAUAUUUAGAUUAAUUGGUGCAUGAAACACGGGUCAACGUUUUGUCUGGCCUGUGCAGCCUUUACCCACUAGACUAUUAUGUUGCUAGUGUGUAAUGUGCUGUGCGUUAACAUUAUUUUUUAUGUAUGAGCCUUCCAGUAUUUAACAUAGAUAAAAUUGAGGUGUGCUCGAGACAUUAUGUCAAGGCCAGCAAAUGCUCCUAAGUAGCAAGGUUUUUGCUUUUGUUGUCCACUUUUUCUUCUGUUUGAUAGUUGUGAAAGCCUGUUUGAAGCAAAAAAAAAUAAUGUAUAGAAAAUGUCUCUGGGCUUUGAAAUAUGUUGAACCUGAUUUGCUUGGUAUGGUAUAGAUUGCCCCCUCCUCCACCGCUUCUCUCACCGUUCCAGACAGAUGAGUGGAGGUUAUGGGGGUCAAAUUAAAUACACAUUAAUAAAUGACCAUCAGGAUGGAGGAGAAGGUGGGGCUAUGUUAAUUCACACCACCCCAUGGCAUGCUUGUCUAGUCUAACUAAAUGCCAUGGGAGAGUGGGGGUGCUUUAUCAAAAUGAUCUGAAAACUGAAUUUUAAAUUUUUUUGGGGGGGGUUAUCUGUUGGUGUUAAAAUUCUAAAGUGGUCUAAAAGUAACGUCUUGUGAAAUUCUGCCAUUGUUAUGGGCUACUAUUCUGACAUUUGUGAUUCCUUUGUUAUGUAUUUUGUUUAUUUUGUCAUUAUUUGUUCACUGUGCUGUCUAUGGCCUAAUUGUCUUGUCCGUAUUGGUUAUAUUGUGUCUUUAAAUAAAAUGUAAACAAAUGGCCACUUAAAAAUGGACACUUCUAACUCUAUUCUAUGUAAAAUCUAUCCAGAUAUAAUCAGAACAUUUGUGAAAGAUUGGAGGUUAAGCACAGAAUGCGCCCAGUUAAUUUUGUGUGAUUAUUCAGCACUACAUGUAGGUAUGCUGGUUUACAAAACAAAUUCCAAAAGUUAUAGUAUUAACCUCUUAAAAUGAACUGCCCAAAAUGCAUUGAUCUAAAAAAAAUAAAAUACUGCAAAUGUUUGGUAAUUUCCAGAUUAUUUUCAUGAUGACACAGAUGAACUUCAUAGUAGCCCUAUAAUAUCCCUGACUAGUUUGAAUUGGAGCUAAUGCUUUUUAAUUUUCACCGUCCUAAUCUAGUAUUUAAAAGUUUUAAUGUCACUUGCGUUAAAAAGGAUUUUAUUUAUUUUUAGUCCGCUCUUGAAUUUAUCUAAUAUUUAGUCAUUGAUCAUCCCAGAGUAUACAAUUUUUGGUCAGCGUAUUUGAGCUUAUAUUUUAAAUGAGUAAUGUUUUGUUUUGUGAAAUAUACAUUUUAGUGUUUCUUUUCCUUGGGGGAAAAAAUCCUAAACUCUGAUUGCUGAAAGAUUUGUUUAUUGUUUAGUAUAACCCACUCAGUUUUUCCGAAGGCCAGCUAAACUUCGUCAGAUGGCACUGUUAUUCCUAUGAUUCCCACACUUUUUAGGUUUGUUGACGGAAUGCAUGCAGCAUGAGUUCCCAGAGGAUAUCGUCCUUACCAAUGCCGUUGGAAUCUUAAAGCAUAAAGUAAAACGGGAUGGUUGUUUCCUAUAAAACACAUUUUUCACAUCUGAUGAAGCAUGUGCUGUCAGUCAUCUUGUAUCUGAGAAACACUGCUUUAGGGGUUCCUAGGGCCUAUAAAAACCAUAGCUAUAGAUAUAACGGUCAUCUUGAUUAUUGAUGGCUAGAUUGGGCAGAACUAUAUAGCAGCCUCUUUCAAGACCACAGAAAGGGAAACUGUCUAAGGAAAUGAGAGAAGAUUUGAGAAUAAUAAGAAAAAAAAUGUAUUCUCUCUCGCUCGCAGACUCUCUCGCUCGUAGGCUCUCGCAGGCUCUCGGGCGGGCAGGCGCGCUCUCUCGCAGGCUCUUGGGCGGGCAGGCGCGCGCGCACACUCUGUGUUUUUUUUUUUAUAAUUGAGAAAGUUGUUUUGGGGGUGGGAAGUGGUGCAACCUAUAUAAAUGUAGACAGGGAUACUAUAACGUUGGGAAUAUUUUUUUUUGGACACCUGGUGACACAAAUACCGCUUAAUCUCCAGCCUACCUGAUGAGGUUAAUACACAAAACUAAUUUAAAUGGACACUAUAGGCACCCAGUCCAGUACUAUUAAUUGGAUCCAUCGCCCCAAGGCGCUGAUCCUUAUAAUGCCUUUAAAGUGAGAGUGGCACUCAUUGCACUCUGACAAUGUUAGUUUGACUAAAAGUGAUUGUCCUGAAUAAAACCAUAUGGAUGCUCUGCAUUCUAAGGACAUUUAAAGCAAAACAUUUUCAAUAAGUAUUUUAAAACUGUUUUAGUAUUUCUUUUAUAUUGGUUUGCGUACCAACUUGUGGGUUUUACCCAGACCAUCUGAUCUGGGUGCAGUUUCCUUGUUGCCUUAACACAGCAGAUGAAAACAUUGUCUUGGAGAAACUGCAAUGUUUUCUGUGCAGGUUUAAGACUGCCUCUAGUGGCUGUCUACCAGACAGUCACUAGAGGCGCUUACUACAGUUUCACAGGGCUAAACUUUGCAUGAGAAUGUCUAGCAUCUUGCAAAUCUCCAUACGAAAGCGGUGGUUCAAUGCCUUCCUAUAGGGAAGGCCUAAUGUGCUUGCUGACGUAGUAGAAAACAGUCAGUGCUGAGGGACCUCUGCCCUGGAAUAGGGUAAGUGUGGGGGAGGGGGAAAAGGGUCUAUUUAUCACUUCACUUGCCAAUGGCACACUGUAGUGUUCCAGCUUUGUAUUCCUAUUAUGUUCCUUAAACUGUGAACUCCCUUCCCUUCUCCGUUACUUUCACCCAGUCUCCACUCCUUCACAUUUCUUCAGGAAAGCAUAGGGUUUUUAUCUCCCCCUCUGUUUCCUACCUCCCCCCCAUGAGUUCUCUCCUGCAACUGUCAAAAAUAACCAUCUAAGUUCUCAGUGAUUACUUUUCUACAAACCUAUUUCAUUACCCCUACUUGUACCCCUUGUGUCAUUAUACCCCACUCUCUCUAGCAUGUAAGGCCCUCAACCCCUCUGUUCGUGUGCGUCCAUUUGUCUGGUUACAAUUGUCUGUCCACCCAGCGCUACAGAGUUUGCUGGCGCUAUAUAAAUAAUAAAAUAAUAUGGCCUCAUGAAGCAAGAUUUCAAAAGGAGUAUUCAUAGAACCAGGUUUAGCCCAAAGAGUUCAUGCUGUUUGUGAGGUUACAAGUUGGCCCUUUCUGGUAGUUAAUGUUUGAGUGCAUCUUGCGUCUUCAAGCUUGGAUAUAUGGAUACGUCUAUAGAUUAGUAGUAUAACACUUGAUUUCAAACCUGCUGAUUACCCUGUUCAAACUAAUCCAAACUUAGAAUCAUAUUUUAAAAUGACAGUCUAAGCCCCAUAACCAAUACAUACUGCUGCUUGCAGCUGUGGACCUAGAACAGAGAUGGCACCUGCAUCCUUCUCACACCAUAAACGCUAAAACUAAAUGUAGUGCUGACGGUUUCCCUCUAAGCACAAACCAUGUAAUUACCUUGUUAGUACUUUGUUAAUUAUUUUGAGAAAGUUAAUUGUGUGUUUUUGUUUAUUUAUUUUUGUGGUCUGUUUUGCGUAUGUGUUUUUGGUUGGUUAUUUUUACACAAGAAUGAGAUUUGUAUGGUGUAGUCUUUUCUGGAUCCUUAUGCCAUCUCCCGUGAGCUUCCAAUAGAAAAAGGUUUUGUUUCUUUUCUGUAUGCAUUUUGCUGGCAGGACCAGCAUGUAUGUGAAGUUCAGUGGAUAUAGUAACACCAGCCCUAUUUAAUAGGAUUACAAUAGGGCUGACGCACUCAUUGUCCCAUUUCAAAAGCAGGUAUGUGUCUAAGAUUUCAGGUUAACACAAACCACAAAACGAAACCCCACCCGUAAUUUUGAAUCCCCGUAAAUAAUCUUUGGAGGUGUGACAUUCCCACGGCUCCCCACCCUAAAACAAAACAGAAAACCCUACAACGUGAAGGCCCCAUUAACCCUGUCCCAGCACAGCUUAGUGUUUUUUUUUUUUUGUUUUGUUUUUUUUGUUUAUCCUCCUCCUUUCACAAGGUCAGAUCUAUUGUAUUUUCUGAUUAUUAUUGUUUUAUUUUUUUUAUAUAAAGUGUGUGUAUAAGUAAAAAAACUUGAUUUGUAUGAAAUUUUUAAUUAUUUGCCAGUAAGUCACUCUUGCUAAAUGUGUAUCACUAUUUGCAACACUGCUUACCAUUAUUAGUGACAUGUUUUAUUAAAAUAGCUGUAAUUUUUUCCCCUCUAUCCUUUAAAUUUUUACUUCAAUAAUUUCUUGAUGCCUCUUGUAUCUAUCUACUUCUAACUACAUGUUUAUGUACAUGCAUAAUCCAGGCACCAUGACCACUUCAAUCACUAAAGUAGUCAUGAUUUUUGGGUAACCUUUUAAGCUCUACCAAUUGCCUAUGGUCACAUAUAAAGUGAAACCAAAGAUGAUUUUAAAAAAACAAAAAACUUAAAUACAAAGGUCAAAUAAAAAGUAAUUUAAAAAAUACUGUUUGUAAAGGUUUCACCCUCUAAGUGUUAGAGCAGAGCAUAACACAUUGCUUUUCUCUGGAUUUGAUUUGAGGAUCAAAUACUCACACUCAAAAUAACUUUCCUGCUACUUUGAAGCCUGGUUUAUAUAUUGUUCUAGCCAAAUUUCUACAAAAUGUAAAUAUUAAAGUCAUAUUUCAUAUUAAUUUUGAUGGUAUGCAAUCCACCUACAGUUUUGUUAAUGUAUUCUCUCCUGCCCUAGCCACUGUACAGAUGUGUACUUGCCUGUUUUGCUCUGGUUACAUUGGUUAGGAGGUAUUUUGCGGUCUACACGAAUGGAUCCUGUAAAGUGACAAUAUAAAGUGCCAAGUACAUACAUCUGGAUGAAUCAUGCGCGCCUAAAUCAUCCCCUAUUCGAAGUCAACAUCUUAUACCCUCCUGCUAUACCCAUCCUUGUUGUCGCUGGACCGUUUUCAAGACAUUAGAAGUAAAACCACAUUCUAUAUGGCCAUAAUCCUGCCACAUUUCUUUAACUUUUAAUUAUGCAUUUAACUUUGUGUCACUGAGCAAAUCUGCUAAGUAUCACUCUGAAGAGAGAAAAAAGAUUGCCCCUCCUCCUUGAAGGCAAAUGCUGGCCAAACUCUGCGUUUAAGGCACAUUUCCAUUAAUCAGUUGGAAAGUCAAUUCCUUUCCUUCAGGUGUGGACAAGUUGAAUUUGAUAUUUUGUCCCAUUUUUGGAAAGAUGUCUUGUAAUACCAGCUUAUUUCAGCCACCUAUACCUAUUGUCGAAACAAGGCUUUGUGUAUGAUCUUUGCCCCUAGCGAUCGCUGUAGAAAAGGAAUGUAUAUUUAAUUGCUGGCCAACUCGUAUGAUGCGGUAACUGUGGACGCACCAUUGCAAAGUUCAAUGAACAGUGAGGGGGAAAAAACACAAAUUUAUUCAGUAAACCAGGAUUUAUAAAAACUGGGCAAAGGAAUUGCACUAAUAAUUAGAAUUGGCCAAGCUAGAAAUGAAGCAGAGUACUUGUCCCCCAGUUUUGGCUUUUAUAGCUUGAAAUUGGUAAUACCCUUGGAAUUCUCCUAUAAUCCUCAUUUUUGUAAAGAAAUUGCCUUAUGAAAAAUAUGUAGCGUUUAUAACAUAUCUUUAAAAAAAAAAAAAAAAAAAAGGAAAUAUCAUGUAAAUGUUCAGGAUGGAGAAACAUUGUGAUUGAUAUAGAUAUAGUUGGGCAAUGCGUUCUGUAUUGUCCUAAUCUAUGUAUUCGAAAAUCUGCUUGAUCUUUUUACCUCCUGUCUGAGUUUCUGCAUGCCAUUGUUACAGGUUCCAGAGCACACAAGACUCUGCAGAGAAGACUGAGCUCUUCAUUGUGCAUUUUUCAGCAUUGCUAAACAGCCAUUGUCUCUUUUGUGAUCUUAUCACUGUGACAAAGGUCUUUUAGCAUAAUUGUCACAUGUCUUCUAGGCUAAAGCAACUUAUUCAAGAAACGCAUCCUAAGUAGCCUUCACUCCCACAAAGUAUCUGUAAAUCAGUGGCAUGCCAUAUGUUUUUACUAACCUGAAUUUAUUUGGCAUUGUCGGUCAUAAAACUAUUUUAAAGCAUUUUUAGAAAUUUUACCCUGCAAAUCAGGCAUGCAAACAUUUUCCCUCCAUUUUCACCGAUUUCCCUCCGAAACUCAAAUGUUUUUUUGUUUAGUUUGGGUUGUUUUUUGUUUUUUUGAGGGGGAGGGGACGGGGGACGGGGGGGGGAGCUGCUUUUGUUUACUUUUAUGUACAAGUUGUCUACGUAUAAAUACUAACUAGAAAGAGAGAAACACGUAAUGAUUAAUAGUGAAGGGGGAGAGGCUGACAAAUCUUGUAGAUAGUCAGUACUUCUAUGCAAAAUCUUUAUUGAUGAUCUUUGUACAUCUCUGCGGAGUAUCUAUAAAUAAUCUUGACAAUCCAUCUCCAUAUAAACGUCUAUCGUGUCAUUUUUAUUUAUUUGUUUUUAAACCUGAUUCUAUGUGUGUAUUGCCUUUAGCAGAGUUUGACAAUAACUCAGAGGGUAUGCUACUAUGCUAUAAGUCAAUGUCCUCCAUGUUGGUUAUACUCCUGUACCAACAACACACUUCAUAUGAUUGAGGUUAUCAUAUAUUGUAUAAUCUGCAUGUUCAGAUGGAUGAAUGGCUCACUGCUUGCAUUUUACAGUUGCAGAAUGCAUCAUGAAGCUAGUGCUGUAUACAAAAUUUGGGUUCUUGAAAAGAAGGAAAAAAAUGGAAUGCAUCUUAUUCACAGACUGAUUUCUGGCCAGUUUUAUUGUAGGUUAGACACAUUGUUGUGAGUGUUAUUGCUGUGGAACUCUGUUAUACACUCACAUCAGAAGCUCCUAGAAAAAGUAGAAUAGAAAAGACGGGUAGGAGGGGUUUAUGCUCAAAAUAGGGACUGUCCCUCCUAAAUAGGAACUCUUGGAAAAUAUGUAAUUAGAUGCAUAAUAAGAGGAUUUGUAGAAAUGCUAUAGUUUUUUUUUUUAAAACAAAAUGCUAAACUGGUACUUUGGGAACCUGAUUCUCAAGACCCUUAUGAUUUUAUUUAACCUAAUAGGUUAGACUGGGGAUUUAUGAGCAGUGGUAGACAGAUGUUUGUAGAAGACAACCCAUAUUGGGGAGGGGUGGGGGCAGGGGGAGCCUGGGAAAGGUUAUUCCAUUACAGACCCAUAUAAAAUAAAAAACUCUAGCUGUAAAACUGUGCUGUUACUAUUUAGUGGUUUUUGUUUUUGUUUUUCAGAGUUUUAAGCAAUGUAUGAAGUAAAUUGUAAAGUGUUCAUUGCCAAUCACGUAUUAGGACUUGCUUAAUAUGAAAGGUUGUAUCUAGCAAUGGUCAUGAGGUUUAAUAAAUGGCAAUGGCAACUUCUGCGAUUCCUGUUGCGAAGUUUGUCUAGUAGGCUUUGUUAAUGAAUCUGGAUAAACCCUAAAUUAUUUAGGGGAUUAUGCACUAAAUCUUGAUUUGACAGCUAAAUUGCAGAAUACAAGCCUCAGAAGCAAAUAAAAAAUAUAUAUGAAAUAGUUGCAUCAGAGGUGGUAGAUAAUAGUUUGUGAUACACUUGACUCAAACAAGUAUUCCUAACAUUAGCAUAUCCUUACUAUUUAGAUUAGAGGGCCCCCACAACUUAAAGGGACACUUGAGUCACCAGAACAACGACAACUUAAUGUAGUUGUUCUGGUGAGUACAGCAUAUCCCUACAGGCUUUUCAGACGUUAAACACUCCCCAUAGAGAUGCAUUGAUUCAAUGCAUCUCUUUGAGGAAAUGCUGAUUGGCUGGGCGAGGUUUGGCCUUGCCCACUACCACACCUCCUUGGCUGAGAUUAUUAGAAUUGGCAAUCUCAACCAAUACAAUUCUUUCCUAUGGGAAAGCAUUGUGAUUGGCUGAGAUAAUCAAUUGUAUUGUCGGUCGAGGAAGCAGAUCAGGUGCGGGGCCAGCACCGGCAGACCCGCACAAUGCUGGUAAUAAGGUAAGUUUUCUUAUUGAAGGGAGCACCUUUGUGUUCCUGAUCCUAUAGUGUUCCUUUAAAUUAAAACCUCAUCCAGCAGGCAUUGUUUAUUUGUACAUUCCAAUGCUUUUCAUAGAGAAGUGGAUGCGCAGUGAGCGCCAUGCGUAUCCACGCAAAUGCUUCCAACGUUCCAAAAAGGUGUCAAACGGUUAUCAGUGGGAAGGGGCUUCUAGUGUCUGACAGGGCUAAGACGCCAUGGGAUCUGCAUCCAUACCACUUCAUUAAGAAGUGGUCUUGAUGCCUUUUUUAAUGUCCAUUUUAAUUGAGGGAGAGGGGGUUAAGGGAGGGGGCAGAUUUCAUAUAGGCCAAUUAACUUACCAGUGAGUUAACAACCAAAUUGUCCAGCAUAAUAUCAGCCAUGUAGACAAAUGGUUGGCAAUUUACACUGGUGGCUGGAAGUGGACAUCUCAUUCAGCUUCAGAAAUAGACCAACAUUUUCUGACUAGAUUGGUGCAGUGACAUAUGGGGUAAAACUCUCAUAAAAUGCCUUUAAACAAAAGGGCCUAGCCGGUUAGUCUUCACAGUUCACUUUCAAGUGUGGAGGUUUCUUGCCAGGAUAUAAAAUCGGAUGGUGUUUUAAAGAGUUCACACUUUGCUUCUUCAGCGUAUUAUUAAAAGGGAUAUGCAAACGUUCAUUUUUGAGGAGAGGAGGUUCACCCCCUUUCACAAGAGGCCUGGCUGUAUACAUUGCCUCAAUAGUUUGGGUUCUGAGACUGCAGUAUGAGGCCCAUUGUGACCCUGUGUAACAGCAAAACCUCUUCAUCAAACGGACUCCCACAUCUCGUUACAAAGACCUGGUUUUUUUGUUUUUAUUAUAUAUUUUUUUUUCUUGACUAUUAAAGUUGUUUGCAGCUGUGCCUCGCCAGGGGCUCAUACAAGGGUUGCUGUUAUCAAAGCUGGCAUUAAACAAAGGAGUGGGGGUUGCCCCAAUUUCUGAAUUUUAAGUUGAAAUAUCAGUUGGCAAAGAAGAAAACCACUCGUUUAACCUGUUGUGUACUAGUAGUAGUAUUAGGAGUUGUGGCAAGAAGUGUUUUUUCUGCCGCUUAUGUUUAAAUUGCAAAGGAGAGUUAAAAAAAUUAUUAUUCAGUUAUCCAACUGCUUUAUCUGCAACUUGAUAUUGCUAAAUAUAUUUCAACGCUUUAUCUCAGCCAGGUAUUGAUUGUACAGUGUAUGAAAUCUAACACUAUCCUACCACAUAGUUUCUCAGUCUGUCCCUGGAAUGCCAUGCAUCAUCUGUGUAUUUUUAAUGUUUUGGUGAUUCUAGCUAGCUCACUGUUCCAUGUCCGAACUACUUCUGUAAUAUCAUCUGUCCAGUGAUAUGUUGCAUCCAAGGACUUGGGUUCCUCAGUUGAACCCCUUCACAUCAAAGGAUUGGCACAUCCUAUUAAGUCAUGAAAGUGUUAACAUACCAACAAGGUAUCUAUUACAUUGAACAAAAGUCAUAAAUGGCUGUAAAAUUUUAACCCUUUGAAUAUGCGGACCAACUUAUCAUUGGAUGUACCAUUACUUUAACCCCUUAAGGACACUACAUGUCAUGAUUCCCUUUUAUUCCAGAAGUUUGGUCCUUAAGGGGUUAAAGCUUUCUCACAUAUCCUGUAUCACUUACAGGGUAAUAUGCUUUGUCCUGCUCUACGUGAAGUGGUCUCUUGUUGUAUCCAUUGCUAUUCUAUUGAAACCUGACAUGCCUGUCCCAACUUUUUUGCUUUCUGUGCUAGAUUUUGGUAGAAUUUCUUUUUUUUAACAUUAUAUCUUUUGUAAUUACAGGAUUUCAGUGUUUGGAUUCCUACAGACCGUGUCAAAAUGGAGCCAGAUGUACAAUGUAUUCAAAUGGAGAGGCUGUCUGCUUGUAAGUAAAAAUGUGUUUGCAUUUAUCAGUUUGCCUGUGGUAUCUAGGAACCAGGUAAAAAAAGUUAAAGGACCACUAUAGUGCCAGGAAAACAUACUCGUUUUCCUGGCACUAUAGUGCCCUGAGGGUGCCCCCACCCUCAGGGUCCCCCUCCCGCCAGGCUGGAUGGCAAGGAAAGGGGUUAAACUUACCUUUAUUGCAGCGCCGGGCGGGGAGCUCUGAUCCUCCUCUUCGGCUGAAUGCGCAUGCGCGGCAGGAGCUGCACGCGCAUUCAGCUGGUCUCAUAGGAAAGCAUUUACAAUGCUUUCCUAUGGACGCUUGCGUCUUCUUACUGUGAUUUUCACAGUGAGGAGCACGCAAGCGCCUCUAGCGGCUCUCAAUGAGACAGCCACUAGAGGAUUUAGAGGCUGGAUUAACCCAUUUAUAAACAUAGCAGUUUCUCUGAAAUUAUGCUUAUUAAAAAAAGGGUUAAUCCUAGAGGGACCUGGCACCCAGACCUUCUGCUAGCAUUUCCUGCUGCUCUAUUACAUUGUCUGCUUACCUUUCAGUCAUCAGAAACACACAGCACAGUAUGCAUAUUGUACUGCAUAUAUAGAUAGGGUUCAUGCUCUUGCUGCUUUUGUGUGUGCUUCAGUAUUGUGUAGCUGGUGUUGCUGCCCAUAUGUAUAUGGUGUGGCUGUGUUGCUGCCUAGGUAUUCAUGCUGUAUGUUCUGUAGCCUGUACUGUGUGAAGCGGAUGCUGGUAUUGCUGCUCUCUGUUCUGUACCUGCAUGUUUGUAGGAUACUCUGCAACCCCUGGGGCAUGCACGGCUGGGGGGAGAACAGGUUGUUGUCUUUGGGUGUGUGGCGGUAGCGAGACGCUGACAGUAGGGAGUGUCUGACAGGUGCAGUGAGGAGGAGCUGGAGCUGAAAUAUCAGACCUACAUAAUAUUAAGUGACUUUGAAGUGUAGGAAUUUAAUACAUAUAGCUUGCAUAAGGUUUCUAACACAGAAUGUAUAGGGGUAGAAAUGGUAUGGCUCACUAAAGACUUUGUAUAUUUUAGUUUUUGUUCAUUACUCUAGCACAAACCACCUCUAGGAUUCCAGGUUGUUGCCAAAUUCUUUCUUGAUUUUCUGCCAGGCUUCUAGCACAUCUUCUUCCAGUAUGUACUCCACACUAACACCAUCUGAAACAGCAGAGGUGGCAUACACAUAGACUAGGAAAACAAAAGCAUGUAUAUAUUCAGGUUAUAAAUAGACUAGGGAAGGCAUGGCUAGUGUUGCCGUUUUGGUAAUAGACCUAUUAUACUCCUACACCUUGUGAGUAAACGGACCCGAUCAGGUUCAAAACAUCUUCUGUAACCUCCUUCACCCCUGGUUCGUCAUCUGUGUUUCAGUUUAUUUACUACUUAUCUGAGAAAACUGAUUCGACCAUGCAAAGUCAGAUUUCCCGUAGAAUAUAAAGGUGCACUGUUAUAUUAAUCAACAUACACAACACGAGUAAUGUGACUGCAUACCUAUGUGUAAGGCAAAAAAGCUUUAUAAGGCUGUCCACGUGGAGUAUGUUUGUUUUUGUAUAUGUAUCUGUACUAACUUGUUUUAGAUGUGCUGGUAUGUGAGAAUGGGUUUAACCUUAUGUGCCAGAAGCAUUUGUGGCAGCGACCUAUUGAUUUCUGUCCACACAUGGAUCCUAAGUUGAUACUCCUUUUAUUAAAGCUGCUUUUUCCUAUGGGCAAUAAAACAAUUGGUAUAGUACAGGGAUAGGCAACCUUCAGCACUCCAGAUGUUGUGGACUACACCCCCCAUAAUGCUCGUACACCCAUAAUGCUGGUAAAGAAUCAUAGGAGGUGUAGUCCAAAACAUCUGGAGUGCCGAAUGUUGCCUAUGCCUGGCAUAGAACCUUCAAAGGAGACACCGCCACAAUUUGGGUGAAACACAAGUCAUUGAGCUUCCAUACUUUGGUUUAGUUACUUUAUUAAUAGUCUAUUGGACCUGUAAUUUUCAGAGUAUAAGGAGGGGUUAUCUGCAGCUCCUGUUACUUUUGACGAAUCCAAAUAAUGCUAGUAUUUGUUAUAAAAUGACCGCUUGAGGUGGUAUAUAGAUAAAUACUCCCUCUAGUGAUUUCAUGUAAAUCCAUUUAGGUUGUAAGCCCUUGGAUAGAGGGUGUCCCUGCUCUUGUCUCAGCAUAUCCGUGAUCUGUUCUACUAUGCUUUAGACUGUUGCUUUAUGAAUGCACACAAAUCUUUAAGAACCCGUAUCCCUUGCCGUGGGAAUUGGCGUCACCCAAGACUUGUCUAACGGGUCGGUUUAGUGGCUUAGGGUGUGGAUAAUAAUGUGUGUGCAAAUGGGCGGAGUGGUGUAUACCAGCCAGCACAGGUAAAGGCAUCUUGUAUGUCUGACUAAUUGGAAUACUUGUGCCCUGUGGAGCUUGUCCCUCCCCUGCCAGGGUGAUACAGGAGUGAGUGGGAUCAAAUGGCCUGUUUUCUUCAGAGUUUACAAAGGAAAACCUCAAGAUCUUACAGGGGAACAAAUAAUUGAAGGGUUUUUCUUUUUUUUAUCCUCCUGGCUUUAUAAUCCUGUUUACCUAUUUAACACAAUCAUAAAGAAAAACUUUUUAAAGUGCACCUGUCAUGUAAAAAUUAUACAGGUUCAUUUUAAAGUGCAGAUCAAUUUAUACUCUCUGCUAGCCAAAUUACUGUCAAUUAUAAAGAUGAAAUGAUUUGUAUAUGCAAUUCUCUGUUCACAUCUGCAUUCGUACACCACAUAAUUUUCUCAUCCAGUGUAUAGUAGCAAUACUGUACAUUAAAGUGACACUUUAGACCAGGGGUUGACAUAUUUGCUUUGAAUCUAGAAGCCAGCUUUAAAAACUAAGCUUUAUUUUCAAUGACAAAAAUAUUUUUUUUUUUAAAGGGACACUAGUCACCAGAACCACUAAAGCUUAAUGUAGUGGUUCUGGUGUCUAUAGACUAUCUCUGCUGGGUUUCUCUGUGUAAACAAUGCCUUUUCACAAAAAAGGCAGCGUUUGCAUUGCUGCCUGGUAACACCUCUAGUGGCAGUCACUGAAACAGCCACUAAAGGUGCUUUCUAGUCCUGUACUGCACCAUGUACAGCACCUACGUUCAGCAUGACACUGUUUCCCAUAGAGAUGCAUUGAUUCAAUGAAUCUCUGUGAAGAACUGCAUGUUUCCACACAUGCGGGAAGCUUUGGUUUGAUUGAGAUGAAGUUUAAUGAUCUCAUCUGGGGGGGUAGAGGAAGCCAGCCGUGCCGGACCCUCCUGACGCUUGAGGGGGGAAAAAGUGAGCAACUUAACUUUUAAGCUUGUGAUAGGGUUGAGGGCAGCAAUCUUAGAGCUAUAGUGUCAGAAAUACAUGUUUGUAUUCCUGAUAUUAUAGUGUUCCUAUAAUGCCCAUAGCAAGUUCUGUGAUUCCUGCUGUUAAAGUUGAAAGGCCUGUAAGCUUUGUUAAUGAAUCUGGAUCCACUAAUCUUUGAUUUGACCGCUAAAUUGCAGUAACUCUUUUCACUAGCCAAAUGAGAUGAAGUAGUUUGGGUACCUAUAUUGUCACUUUAAUUCCUACAUGACAGGUAAUUGAUCAGGGAGACUGCAUGAUUUAUACACAAAAACUCAUUGAGGUAAAGUUGUUUUUUGUGACUGUAGUACCCAUUCAACUAGAAGUUUUUAUCUCCUGCGCUGUAAAUUUAACUGGCUUCUGCCAGUUCUCAACAUCUAACAAAUUCUAAAUCAAACAUAAUGUGAAAUGCAUUAAGUUUAAAAACUAGAUGUCUCUUUACAUCAAGUGUUUAGGAAGGUGGUGCAAGUCACAUGCAGAUAGGUAUUGCUAGUGACUUAAAUCCCAAAUGACAAAGAAUUGUGCAGUGAGACUGCAUAGGCAUGAUUACACCAAACCCCUUCAUUAACAGACCACUAUAGUGCCAGGAAAACAAACAUACUCGUUUUCCUGGCACUAUAGUGCCCUGAGGGUGCUCCCACCCUCAGGGUCCCACUCCCGCCGGGCUGAAGGGGGAAAAAGGGGGUUAAACACUCACCUUUCUCCAGCACCAGGCUCCCUCUGCGCUGUGGACUCCUCCCUCUUCUGACGUCAUCGGCUGAAUGCGCAUGCGCGGCAAGAGCCGCGCGCGUAUUCAGCCAGUCCAUAGGAAAGCAUUCUCAAUGCUUUCCUAUGGACGCUGGAGUCUUCUCACAAUGAAAAUAACAGUGAGAAGCGCGGAAUCGCCUCUAGCGGCUGUCAAUGAGACAGCCACUAGAGGCUGGAUUAUCCCAUAUGUAAACAUAGCAGUUUCUCUGAAACUGCUGUGUUUACAGCAGGCAGGGUUAAUCCUAGAGGGACCUGGCACCCAGACCACUUCACUUCAUUAAGUGAAGUGGUCUGGGUGCCUAUAGUGGUCCUUUAAGCGAAAAUUGUUUUGGUUAUUAUAGUGUCCUUUUUAACUUGAAUGUGUGGGGUUUUUUGGGAGGGUGAGUUAAAUAGAUGGGUGGGAGGGUUGUAGCCUCUUACUGAAUGUUCUGGGGAAAUAGCUUCUACCAACAGAAAAAAGUUAACUGUGUGCCAUCCUAAAUCCCUAUAAACGUAUAAAUAACAGGUUUGGCUUAAUUUAGUAUUUCUGUAUUUGCUUCUACCAACACCUGGCUAAGUUAUAAACAUUUUACUAUUAAGAGGUUGUUUCCAUAUCAAAUAUUGCCAAAUCAAAUAAGGUUUAACCCAUUAAGGUCCAAUAUUAAGUGAUUUCUUCUAAGAGAAAAUAUUGUAACCCACCCACAAUGGAAUCUCUAAAAUAUUUUGAAUGUUUUUCACAUAGUUUUUCUAAAGGCGUUCGUAUCGUAAACUCCUCCACGUUAAGAGCUUUUUUAAAAAAAAAUUUUUAAUUUUUUUUGGUGUACUAACUUAUCCGUUUUAUCCAAUGCCCAAUGCUAAUUAGAGAAGGUUAAAGUUGGUUAUAUAUAGCAAUUGUGAUAUAUUGGAUGUAAAUGUUUACUGCUUUGACCUAAAACUCAUUGGUUUUUGUUUUAUUGUAUUUCUUUUGUGGUGUAGCUUUAACACUUUUCUUUUUUAAACCAUCACUUGUGCAUCAGACAAGAGCAGAAGGUAAAGUUGAGGUUUACUAAGGAGUGAAACUCUGACAAGCUUUUCUGACCUCACAUGUCAAUCCGUCAUUAAACCAGUCUAGUUCUUGAUGUGCUUAUUUUGCUGAUUGAAAAAGAUAGAACUACAAAACACGAAUAAAGUGCACAGCCUUUUAAAACCCUGCAUCUCAUGAGAACUGCCAGUGUUUUGAAACAGGAAACUGCGCAAUAUUGGUAUAGGCUAUAAAUAAAGGUUAGAAGAAAGUCCCAUUUAAAGGGACAGCAUUAACACAAAUGACGAGGAAAUAUGUUGAUGUUCUGUAUAACUGGUCUAAAAAGUCUUGAACUAUCAAGUGUUCAUGUAGUCCUUAGUAAAGGUGACUACAUUUAAAGGGACACUAUAGGCACUCAUUGAAGUGGUCUGUGGGCCAUAUCUCUGUAGUUUUAACCCUGAAAACACUGCUGUUUGGCAGGAACAGCAGUGUUUACAUUGCAGGGUUAAAAUCCAUCUAGUGACUUUCACACUGACAGCUACUAGAGACCCCAGUGCUGAAAUAUCUCUAUUUCAAUCAGAUGGUGUCCGAGACCAUUUGAUUGGCGCAGCACUGCGUUUUGCCGUAUAUGCGUACUGGUCUCCAAAUGCUUUGCUUUUUUUUUUUUUUUUUUACCUGGGUCCAUGCUGGGCAUUGAGGGUUCUUCAAACUUUGGUGAUGUACAUCUGGCUUCUUUUGGGAGCAUCAUCUGUCUGCUCUCAGCCAAUGAAUGCAAUUCUGUGCCUAGAAACAUGCACAGAAUUGAUGACACUCCAGUGAUCGAGCUGGUGUUACUCCUGGUUAAACUCGUAUGUGCUGCAUUUCAAAGCAACACACUGCACAGCCUCACUUCAGUGAUGACUUCAAAUAAAUGAAGUGGUUAUGGUUGUUUUGAGUAACCCUUUAAGGUGCUUAGGUAGUCAGAUAUGCUUACAAAUCUUAACAUUUGUACAAUGGUUACACAUUCCGCAGUUCUAAAUUGAAUAACAAGCUUGGUGACCCAAGAAAAAUUAUACAGUAUGAAGUGAGGCCCAGCCUGUGAGCUACCUAUACAGAUUUUAUAUUCCUUUUUAGUGUACCUAAUGGCCAUAAAUGGAAGUGGUCAUGUCACGGGGUGGCAACUACUGGAAGGUUGUGGGUAUCAUUGUGAUAUUUAUAAUUUAUUGAAGCUCUGAAACAAUCUGUCACCAUGCACAUUACUGUAGGUUUCAUUGCUGCAAUCCAAACUCCUUAACCAUUUUUUAUCAGUGCAUAUGUGCUUCCUGUUUGUCAUCUGACUUCACGAACUACUACUCACUGAUUGGAAAUAAACUAAAUUAGUACAAGUGAGCAACAUUCUCCCAACUCCUCAAGGGAAUGCAUGUGUUUUUUUUUUUUUAAACUAAAAUGCUGUUAAGAAUAAAUUUACUCAUAUGUGAAAAAUCGCCAGGUGACCAGUAUUAGUCAAAAAUAUAAGGGCAAACUCAAGUGAGAGUGAUGUUGGGAAAUUGGCCCCUCAUGUCAUAACUUCUGCAAUUGCAUUGUAAAUUUUUUUUUUUUUUAUAUAAAACAAACGUUUAGAGCACUAAUUUAUACCAACCUAACCUUCUAUAAAUGAACCACAUUUACUUGAAUUGUAGUUGCAAGUUUUUGUUUUUCAAUAUUUUUUUCAUUCUGAGGCAAAUUUAUUUUUCAAUGACUGUGGUUUAAAGUGAUGGACAGCUUUUUAUUUCUUAUGAAGCCAUCAUAUUUCUCCUAGCCCUGUUAGUUUGUGAGCUAGGUUGUGUGGAGAAAUCUCCUGAUCUGUCAAAGCCUUUCAUGUAUGAUGCCAUGACUUGGGAGACCCACCCAGCGUCUGCAAACACAAGAUGGAUGGAAGCUGGAUAGCAAGGUUGUAAUAAAUCUUUCUGCUCAGUCCUUACUGAGCAAUGUUAUGGCUGCAGUGGUUAUUGCAAAUCAUAAGCCACUCUGUAGAAUGCCAUUGUCUUUGUUAGUUUACAGCGAUCAUAAGUUAUGUUGCUUAAAGAGAUCCUUUAAAUUGCUGAGGCCUUUCAUGUCUGUAUUCUUAAAAUGCAGCAGGGGUCUACUAGAUAUCCUUUUGUAUUUCAAUAUUUUUGGGUAACAAUUUAUAAAAAGCACAUAAAACCAGCUUCCUGUUGAUGGUUGCAUCUGGACUUUUCUGAGUAUAUAGGUGUUUGUUUAUUGACUGACUGUGCCACCUGAGUGUAAAUUAAUGACUUCAACAAGUAGCUGCGUUGCAAAAACUGGCUUCUGUAGCUUAGAGAAGACUAGAUGCAGUGCAAGCACCCAGCAGGACCCAUGGACGUAUUAAACUGAAACAUAAGGACCACAUUUGGGGAAUAAUCUAGUUCUCACAUUUUGGAACUCUGUCUUGUUUACUAUCAGCUCACGUUGAGCAAAACACAUAUACACACAGACCUACUAAUGGGUCCACACACACAUUGCAUGGUAGAGACAGACAGACAGACACUGCCGUGUAUGUGCACGGGCCACCAUAUAGGUGUGUGUGUGUGUGUGUGUGUGUGUGUGUAUAUGUGUGUGUAUAUAUAUAUAUAUAUAUAUAUGUAUAUAUGUAUAUAUGUAUAUAUGUAUAUAUAUAUGUGUGUAUAUAUAUAUGUGUGUGUAUAUAUAUAUAUAUAUAAUAUAAUUUUUUUUUUUAAACCACCAUCCUGGUUGCCUACUUUUUCUGAGGGAAUCCAGCUUCAAGCAUUGCAUGCUCUAUUCUUUCCUUCCCGCGCAGUUUUCUUAACGUCCUGGGAGGAGGUGAUGACCUCACUUCUCCUAUGACAGGCUUGCAGGAGGAGGAAGAGGGCAUUCAGCAACCCCUGUAGCGGGCCAGCACCAUGGGUUUUUCCCGGAGAGGGUCUAUCAAUGAAAGCUAUUUAUAUACUAUAGUGCAUUUAGACUGCCUGAGGGCCCCUUAACCCAGCCAGGCCCCUUAACCCAAGGGUCUUGGUUGUACCACCUGAUGACGGUCCUGCUGACUAGUGCUCAAUUGCACGACUCUUCCAAAUCAGCACUUCUUUAAAGGAACACCUAAAUUACUUUAGCUAAAUAAAGCAGUUUUAGUGUAUAGAUCAUUUCCCUGCAAUUUUACUGCCCAAUUCACUGUAAUUUAGGAGUUAAAUCACUUUUUCUGUUUAUGCAGCCCUAGCCACACCUUCCCUGGCUAUGACUGACAGAGCCUGCAUGAAAAAAAAAAACUGGUUUCACUUUCAAACAGAUGUAAUUUACCUUAAAUAAUUGUAUCUCAAUCUCUAAAUUGAACUUUAAUCACAUACAGGAGGCUCUUGCAGGGUCUAGCAAGCUAUUAGCAUAGCAGGGGAUAAAAUCUUAAUUAAACAGAACUUGCAAUAAAAGCCUAAAUAGGGCUCUCUUUACAGGAAGUGUUUAUAAAGGCUGUGCAAGUCACAUGCAGGGAGGUGUGACUAGGGUUCAUAAACAAAGGGAUUUAACUCCUAAAUGUCAGAGGAUCGAGCAGUGAGGCUGCAGGGGCAUGUUAUAUACACCAAAACUGCUUCAUUAAGCUAAAGUUGUUCAGGUGACUAUAGUGUCCCUUUAAUGUUUUACAUUACGUUUUUGUAUCACCACAAUUUGUUGCUAUGUAAAUAAGCCAUGUCAUAAAACAGUGCCUAUGGUAAAGGUACAUAUUUCUUUUGUUCCCACACUUUUUACAUGAGAUGUACGUAUCUAAUGUGUAGGAUAUUCAUUUGUAUCAUUUUUCUGUAAUGAUUGUUGCCAGUCAAACUCUCACGUUCCAGUGCUGGUCUGCAUUGUUGCCUUCUCUGAACCACAAAUUGUCUUCUGGGCAGUCAAGUUUGUUCCUCUGAAUACAUAUUUUUUAUUUUAUUUUUUUUCAUAUUAGUUUCCUUCCGGAUGCAUAUGGUCUUCUGGAAGGAGAGACAGAAGGGAUGAAACUAAAAUAUUUAUCCCCUUCGCGUAGAGUUCUGUUGAACUCCGGCUGUCUCACGAGGGGGGGCAGCAGAGGGGAUCGUGGGAAAUUGGGAGCAAGCAGGAACAUCUGGUUUUCAUCUGGACUGGUUUCUCCACCUGCCCUUGCCAGUCUGGAGUGUGUCAGCUGUACAUGUUGGUUCCUGUAGCUGUAAUCCCUCUCUGGUUCUGGAGAUCUAAUGCAUUUUGAAGCAUUUUCCCCUGCUCUUUGAAUUUUCCUGUUUUUCGGUCUUCUGAAUGUGUGUACUUCAUUUGGCAUAUUUUUUUAAUUACAGGUUUAUAUAAUGCACAUUAGCUGUUCUACAAGGGAAGUUUCCAGAAUGCAUAUCAUACCCUAAUCCAAAAUUAUUAACCUGCCUUUGAGCUUUCAGUUGAGACAGUGCUCUUAUCUCCAUUUUCUGUUCAUACAGAACAGUUCAUCUUAUUUGAGAUUAUCCUGUAUUCUGGGCAAGGCUGCAGUGUAUAACAAAUUGUUUAUUAAAAAUGAUUAGACAUUUACUGCAUGUACUUUAUCAGACACUGUUUCUUUAUUAACACGUUAGAAUAAUAGUGAUCAUGAGUGAGUUUAAUGGACUUUUGGUCUCUGGAGGGAAUCACACCAUGUGUUCCAAAGAUUUAGGAUGUUUGGUAUAUAAAAUCUUGUUAAGAAAAGUGGUAUAAAUAUAAAAUAAUUAAGGAUGCACACUCCAAUAAUCUAAAAUAUAACACUUUAUUAUAAAUCAAUAAAAAUAAGUACAAAGUAACAGAAAAUAUGACCAGGUACAAUGCAUCAAAGCCAAUAUAGCUAACAUAGAGAUCACCUAUUACAGAAGCCAAACACUACAGAGCACGAGUCAAAACCUCCCCCUAAAAAGUGGUCUAAAGCAUACCUCUCAACUCCUGUGCCCAGAGAAUUGGGACACCACUGGGUGUGGUAGUAAAGCCUGUGAUGCAGACCUGUCUCUGUCCAAAGGGGUAGGGUCCACCCACUUGCAUGCGAGUAUGGCUGCCAAUUAUGAAAGGUUAACCCACUGAGGAAAUACUCUGCAAGGAGCACUGUUUCAUGUAUUUGACCACCCAAUGGGUAUCAGUUAUUUGUUGAACAGGGGCGCCGCAGCCAUUUAAAAGUCUGACCCGGCCCUCGUAGUUUCGGCCUGCCAGGAGGAAGUGACAUCUGAUCAAUUCCUUCCAGCUUCAUACAGAACGCAGUGGGAGGGAGGAGGAGGCGGCAGAGUCACAUAGGCAGCGGGUUGGGGGGAGGGGGAGCUGCAGCAGACCCCACACUGUCUCCCCUCAACCUGCAGGACUCCAAGCAGCCACUCUCCUGGAAACAAAAGGUUUGUUAGCAGGAGGGUGACUGCAAAAAUAACAAUUGACGUGUCAUUGUGUCAGGAUGCACAUGGAUGCAAGUAUGUCAGUGUGUAUCUGGGAGUCAUUGUUUAUAUGAAUUUAUGUAUAUGUGUCAGUGUUUAUAUUUGUGUAUCUGUGUAAGUAUGUAUGUGCAUACAUCCAAACACACCCCUGCAUUAAAACUCCAAAAUGUAUAUACAAAUACACUCAUUCACUCAAAUACCAAUAAUACACAUAUUUAAAAGCCAACAUUACAUACAAAUACACCCUUGCAAUCAAACAUUACAUACAAACACAUCAGUGUAUCAAAACACUAAAAUUAUAUACAAACAUCCCUUCAAUCAAACACUACACACAAAAGCACACCUACCUUUAAAAGCCAACACUACGUACAAACACACCCCUGCAUUCAACCACUACGCACAAGUACACCACUGAAUUCUAAUGACAAUAGUACAUACAAAUACACCACUAUACUCUAGCAUGAAAGCUCAUUGAGCAGAGCCCCCAACCCCUUUGUUGCUGUGCGUCCAUUUGGCUGGUUACAAUUAUGUGUCUGUUAGUCCACCCAUUGUACAGCGCUGCGGAUUUUGCUGGCUCUGUAUAAAUAAUAAAAUAAUACACGUGCGCACACACAUACGAUAUACAAAAACAUUCUUACAUUUAAACGCACAAACACUGCUUGCAAAUACAACCCUGCAAGGAUGGGCAAAUAGUAGAUCCCCAGCUAAUAUAGCAUCUUUGGCGUUGUACAACAGAUCUACCUUUUUAUUCCACUCUUGCACUAGAGGGGGGCCAAAAAAUAUUCUUGUAACAGGUCCUUCUCUAAAUUAGUUCCAUCACUGGGACCAGACAAUUACUUUUUGCCAAAAUCUGGAUGGUUGGGGACAGUGGCGUACAUACCAGGGUCGCAGGGGUCGCGGCUGCAACCGGCCCGGCCCACCAGGGGGCCCGGCCGCCUCUGUGACCCGGUAUGUACCCACAGGGCCAGCCUCUUGACCUGGGGGCCAGGAGCCGACCACCCCAGGGACCCCCGAGGCUGGCCCUGCUGACACCAGGCGGGUGGCCGGUCGGGCGGGCAGGCGGGCACGCGAGGGAGCACUCAGUGCUUCCUCUUCAGCUCCCUCGCGCACCGCACUGAUACCGGAGCCGGAAGAUGACGUUAUCUUCCGGCUCCGGCAUCCCUACGCGGCGCGCGAGGGAGCUGAAGAGGAAGCACUGAGUGCUCCCUCGCGCGCCCGCCUGCCCGACCGGCCACCCGCCCGGUGUCAGCAGCACCACUGCACCCCAGGGAAUCCCCCCAGCACUCCAAAAGGUAAGGAGGCUGGGGGGAUUAAAUUUUAAAAAAACUAGUGUUGGUGUUUGAGUGUGUGAGUGUCUGCUAGUGAGUGUCAGUGAGUGUUACUGUGUGUCUUACUGAAUGUGUGUGUUAGUGAGUCUGUUUGAUGUCUGUUAGUGAGUGUGUGUUUGUCAAUGAGAGUGUAUGUUUUGUGAGUGUGUAUGUAUGUCUGUCGCUGACUGUCUGUCAGUAAAUGUGUCUGUGUCUGUUAGCUAGUGUGUAUGCGUCUGUAAGUGUGUGUGUCUUCAGCACUUACCUUUCUCCAGCGCCGGACUCCCUUGGCGCUGGGGAUCCCUCAGCCUCUCGGCUCCGAAUGCGACAGCGCACGCAUUCAGUGCUUUCCUAUGGACGUUCAGUGUGCUCCUCUAGCGGCUGUCAGUGAGAAAAGGGAAAAGGGGUAAAACUUACCAUUUUCCAGCGCUGGGCGGAGAGCUCUUCUCCUCCCCGUUGGCUGUAUGCGCACGCGCGGCAAGAGCUGCGCGCGCAUUCAGCCGGUCACAUAGGAAAGCAUUCAUAAUGCUUUCCUAUAGACGCUGGCGUGCUCUCACUGUGAAAAUCACAGUGAGAAGCACGCAAGCACCUCUAGCGGCUGUCAAUGAGACAGCCGCUAGAGGAAAUAGGGGAAGGCUUAACCCAUUCAUAAACAUAGCAGUCUUAUAAAAUAGUGAGUCGGACAGUCACCAUAAAAACAAGCGGGCACAUUGCAUUGAUGACAAAUUCACACGGUGAUCUGUGUUCACAAAGGCGCUUAAAACAAAUUAGAAAGUGCUCUUAGUGCAGCAGCUCUCACACAGAAAUAGGUACUCUUAAAACCUAUUACAAUACAAUCUAAAUAAAUACACUAUAUACACACAAGCAUGCAAUAGUGAAAAAGGUGUGUAGCGCAAUUUUCACUUACUCCCCAAUAUUACUUUAGGGUUUGUAAGGUGUCUGGGUAGUCCUUGUAGCAAUCACAAUAAGUUUCCUCAAAGAAAACAGAGAAUAAAACAGGGGAAAAUCGCCCUGGUGUUGAAAUCCUUAUGAUUAAAAUGACAAAUAUAAACAAAAAGGUGAAGGUUGCUUCUCACCUGGAACAGAGCCUGUAACCUGGCUCUGAGUAUGACAGCUUAUGAGUCCUAUUUAAGGGAUGACUCUUGCCCUCUUUUAGCAGGAUAGAAGAUGUCCCAAGUGUAUGUAUUAAAAAUUGAAUUUAUUGCAUAAACAUUAAAAACAUCAAUAAAAUUCAUACAUUACACUGGUAUCUUGUCCAAAACGCGUUUCACCGACCUCUCUCGGCUUUCUCAAUUGGUAACUACUAUCCUGCACAGUCCUGAUUAAAAUCCCCACCUCUCGUCCUGAUUGGAGGAAGGAGAUCGCUUUUCAGCCAAUCAUGAACGUUUUUACUUAGCAGCAGAAGAGCUGCAAUGUCAGAUACUUUGUCCCAUAUUAGUGACGUCAUCACGCUCGCACGUAUGAUCGCGCGCGUGACGUCACUUCCGGGAAUCUGAAAAGCCCCUAUUUCACAUUGUAUGUUAUCCUCCUCUCCAUGGCAUCCACACGUCCAUUUGUGUCGAGUGUAGAUGACAUCACUUUCGGAAUCCUCAAACCCAAUCAUGCACUAUAUUGUAUAGUGAUUGCUUCCUCUUGAAUGGCAAAUUCCAAAGUCUCUUCCUCUAAUUAGAGUUAAUAAUUCGAUCCAUCAGUCAAUUCAGCCAUUUUGUUAGAGGGCAUUGUACUGGCAACUCGAUGUCCAUAAGCAGUGUCCAUAUUUACUUAAGGCAAUAUACACAUAUAUAAACAGAAUAAAAAAAGAAUAAAAAAAGAGAAUAAAAAAAAAUAAGGAUAGUGCAGGAUAGUAGUUACCAAUUGAGAAAGCCGAGAGAGGUCGGUGAAACGCGUUUUGGACAAGAUACCAGUGUAAUGUAUGAAUUUUAUUGAUGUUUUUAAUGUUUAUGCAAUAAAUUCAAUUUUUAAUACAUACACUUGGGACAUCUUCUAUCCUGCUAAAAGAGGGCAAGAGUCAUCCCUUAAAUAGGACUCAUAAGCUGUCAUACUCAGAGCCAGGUUACAGGCUCUGUUCCAGGUGAGAAGCAACCUUCACCUUUUUGUUUAUAUUUGUCAUUUUAAUCAUAAGGAUUUCAACACCAGGGCGAUUUUCCCCUGUUUUAUUCUCUGUUUUCUUUGAGGAAACUUAUUGUGAUUGCUACAAGGACUACCCAGACACCUUACAAACCCUAAAGUAAUAUUGGGGAGUAAGUGAACAUUGCAUUGAUGACUCCGCUACUUUUUCAUUUUUACUUCGUGUUGUCAAACCACGGCUAUGACUGAUUUCAGUGCAUAGUGUUAAUUACUGCUUUCUGAUUAUAGAUGUUUACUGGACUUCAUAUGUUCUGGGAACCUAGGAUGAUCGUGGCUGCAUACUAGAACACUUAAAUAUAGUUUAGUAGAUAGGGCACAAAAGGAAGGUAACUCGUUAUUCAACAUUGUAUUUAAAAUUGUAAAUACCGACAAUACAGAGCGCGCAAAUCGGAGAGACGCUGAAAUGGAUGGAUGUUACCAAUCCAAUGUGAUCUGUACGGAUUACAGGAAGCUCGAGUACUGAUUCUCGUAUGAAAUGUUAAUCGUAUACAGGAGGGCACAAGGAAAUUUUACUUACUUUACCUCUAACUACUGUUUAAGGGACUUCUUCUAUAUUGGUAUGUCAUGCAAUAUAGUGCGAGCUGGGUAUAACUGAGUUUUUGCUCAUCUCAGAAACCUUUAACUGGUAAAUAUACUAUAUAAAAGGCUUUUUUUUACGUAAAUUUUGAGUGUUUGCAAUACCACUUGCUUCAAAAUUUUGAAAAGUGUUUUGAAGUAUAGUACUCUUGCCUUCCUUUUCUGCUCUUUGAGCUCUAUCUAUUUGAGGAAUAUUGAGGACAUCUCCUACGAAGAGUAGCAUUAGGAUUUAAGACGUGUGUGUGUGUGUGUGUGUGUGUAUAUGUAUGUGUUUAUCUGCCUUCUGCAUAUUUUUUUUAUAUCUACUUGAUCUAAUCCUGUGUUUGCAAAAUUGUAAUUUGAACUUGUUAUGGUGGAAACCUUAAUAAGAGGCUGCUUUUGUGUGUGUGUAUAUAGGACACAAUUUAUUUAUUGAUUCAUACCACAUACAGAGCGAGGUCCAUUCAAGAACCCCAUUAACUCAAGUCCUUGAACUUCUCUAUUAAAGGACCACUAUAGUGCAAGGAAAACACUCGUUUUCCUGGCACUAUAGUGCCCUGAGGGUCCACCCACCCUCAGAGUCCCCCUCUUGCCAGGCUCUGGGGAGAGGAAGGGGUUAAACUUACCUCUUUCUCCAGCGCCGGGCGGGGAGCUCUCCUCCCUCUUCUCCUCCUCUUCGGCUGCAUGCGCGGCAGGAGCCGUGCGCGCAUUCAGCCAGUCCAUAGGAAAGCAUUCACAAUGCUUUCCUAUGGACGCUGGCGUCUUCUCACUGAUUUUCACAGUGAGAAGCACGCAAGCACCUCUAGCAGCUGUCAAGAGACAGCCCCUAGAGGCUGGAUUAACCCAUUUAUAAACAUAGCAGUUUAUUUAAAAAAAAAAAAAAAAAAGGGGGGGGUGAGGGGGGGAGGCUUAACACUAGCUGGACCUGGCACCCAGACCACUUCCUUAAGCUGAAGUGGUCUGGGUGCCUAUAGUGGUCCUUUAAGUAUUCUAGAACCUAACAUUGGUAUCCCCAUCUGCCUCUUGUUUUCUGAAUCCUCAACAGAGCAAUCCUGCAGGUGGGAGUCUGGAUUGGAGGUGCUAGAGCGAGACAUUAACAGGUCAUCUGAGUGAAGAGGCUGUGCUGGUGCAUAUCUGCUAAUGAUGGAGACGUAAGGAGGAGCACAGUUAGAGAGCUUUAGUAAAUAAGCACAAAAAAUGUAGACUAAAUACACUCCAGCACAUGUCCUAAUUUUCUUUUAGAACAAUUAGAGGUAUCCUGUGUGUGAAACUCAGAGUGAGAAUUCUUAAAAUUUAAGGCCAGAGUAGCCAAAUUGAAAGCGAAGCUGACUUAGAGAAUUUUUCCAGUUAAGCUAUUUUGACCUUCAUUUCAAUCUUCAAGUUUACGUUGAAUUCUCACUUUAGUGAAUAACCCUGUAAGUCUCUUAGGCAUCAUAUUAAUGCAGCCUUCUCAAUGUUCGUGGCUAAAGGGAAUGUGCAAUCUUUGAGCCAAUAAUGGUUUACAAUGCUCUCUCGUUAACUUAUUCCAGCUGUUCCAUGUCUCAAUCUCCUUCACCCCCCAUCACUACCACCAGUCUCUGUUUCCUGUUUACUCAAUCAAGUCUUUUUUUUUACAUCUUCAUCUAUUCAUUUUUUCCUUGUGUUUAUUAUUCGGAUUUAUUUUUAAUUUUAUGCUUAUUUUAAUGAUUUCUUGCCUGAUUUGUCAUGUUUUCUUGGCACAUUAAUUACCUGGAUGCCUCUUGCCCUGUUUAACUGAAAAAUAUAAUAAUUGUGGCCUUAGAUGAAUUCUAUUUAAAGGAACACUAUAGGAUCAGGGACACAAACGUGGUCUCCAGAAAGACGCUCAGGGGUCAAAUCAUUGGUCGUGACAGUUUUGCAUAUUUUUGAUGCACUGAUUAAACUAUCUCACAGAUUGAAAAUCCUUUGAGUGCACCCCAAGUGUUAGGAUUAUUUAUACAAUGUGGGUUGCACCAGGGUACUGUAAAGAAUAUUUAUUUGCAGAGAUGGGUGCCAAGCUCUUUGAAAGAUAUGUAACUCUCUCUCAAAUUUUUUUCUUUUAUCUAUGUAAUGUGUGUUCUAUGGUGAGAUGCUAGGUGCAGAUUCUGAUUUGAUACGGAUAUCAUGGUUUUCUGACGUCAUUUGUCAAGAAUGACCACUGAGCAUUUUUUGUUAGAACUUCGCAUUGUAUUCCCCUUAUAGUGAAGUUUUCCCAUCCACUCUGCAUUUCAAACACUUUUUUUUUCUUUUCUUUUUUUUUCUUCUUCUAUUGAAAGAUAAGAUAAUCCUUGUUACCUAAUUUAUUGGCAAAUCUGGAAUGUUCCUGCAUUGUUCUCAUUCUGACUUCUUGCUCCACUGCUAAAAAGGCAUAUUGAUUGUUUCUCUAUACAAGUAGGACAGUUGUGAAGAAUAAAUACUACCAACCUCCCUCCAUUACCUUUCCUUCCCUUGGUAACUCUACCCCCUCUCCCCUUUUAUGGUAAAUUUGACAAACACGCUAGCAGUAAACUGUUGCAACGUGUACUUUAACUAGAUACAGGAGAAUAGGUAUAUAAUCUUAUAAACUCCCAAUAAAAAAAAAAAAUCCUUCAUUUUAUUACCUGUGAUGGAAGAAAUAGAGGGGGACAAAAAUAUGAACUAAUUUGAAGCCUUAGAAUAUUUCAGAGCACGUCUUUAACCUUGGUCUAAUCUAUUAUGAACUUCAUAAUAUCUGGCCAGCCUACUGUAUUAAUGUUUACUGAAAUACCACAAAUAACAAAAUGACAUGCAUGGUAAAUGGCAGUCUAGAUCUGCGAUCUAAACAAAAUUGUGUUCUGCGCCUUUUUUAAAUAGUUCAACCAUGUCCCAUGAUCUAGAGCAGUGUUCCCCAACCCAGUCCUAAUGGACCACCAACAGUCCAGGAUUUAUGUAUUUCUCGGUUUUAUUCCAAAGGAGAUACUGACAAAACCUGGACUGUUGGUGGUCCAUGAAGGCUGGGUUGGGGACCACUGAUCUAGAGCACUGGGUGAUUUGUGAUUAGUGUUUAUAUAGCACCAACUUAUUCCGCAUUGCAUUACCUAUAUCAGUGACUUAUCCAAAGGACUUGCUAGAAAAUAGUAAAUAGGUGAAGACUGAAAAAAGGUGAGAAUAUAUAAUGGCAAAAAAUAAAAAUGGGAAAUGAAUAAUUUGAUUAAAUGAUUGCUUCCAAAAAGGAAAUCUCCAUAAAAAUAGACAUUUGGACAAAUAAGUAGAAUUAGGGUGUUUAAUGAAACAAAGGAUUAUAAAUGGCAUUUCUCUGUAAUCAAAGAAUGUAAUGUUUUGAUUGAAUGUCUGGUGUUGUCACUUGUGCAGUGACCUAUGUGGUUUUAUGGUUUAUAGUGAGUAGAAGUUUACACUUUCCUAUAGUUUUAAUUUUAUUUUGGGGUUUUCCCUCCUCUUCAAACGUCUUGCACAGCAUUCCUUAAAAAAAAAGGUGUGUGUGUGUGUGUGUGUGUGUGUAAGAUUGUUUUCAAAAUCUGACAUUGACUCUUGACAUCCUUUUAGUCUUAUUAUCAGAGACUGUCCUUGUCAUUGCCUACAUUAUACCAGGUUAUUUAAAUCUGUUUUUUUUUUCCUCUUGUCAGAUGUCUCAAUGGUUGGAUUGGAGAGUUCUGCCAGUUUAAAGAUCCCUGUUUGCCAACGACUUGUGUUAAUGGAGGAGCUUGCCAAAGCUCCAUCCGGAGUGGCACUGUGCAGUAUGAGUGCAGUUGUGCCAAAGGUUUUAGAGGUGAGUGCAUUCUGUAGAACUGGAAUGAUGAUUAAAGCUUAUCAGGAAACUGUAAAUGCUUAUGUGUUACUCACCUGUCUCUAACUUUUUAUGACUUCUCUCCAGGACAAGACUGUUCUCUUAUUGAUGCGUGUGCCAAUAACCCCUGUGAGAAUGGAGCCCGCUGUAGCAAUUGGAAUGGACGUUACAAUUGUACUUGCCCACCAGGAUAUCAGGGGCGCAGCUGUCGGGUGGAUAUAGAUGAAUGUCGGACUCCUGGGCUCUGCCAGAAUGGGGGACAGUGUCAAAAUACCCCUGGCUCAUUCCGGUGCCGUUGUCCUAGUGGUUACACAGGGCAAUUUUGUGAGGCGGUCUAUGUGCCCUGUGCACCUUCACAGUGUCUGAAUGGGGGCACAUGCAGACAGACCGGGGAUCUUACAUAUCAGUGUGCAUGUUUGCCAGGUGAGAGGGAGCAUGGCCCUGAGCAAGGAAGGGAUUUAAUACAUGAACUAAAGCCACUUAGUGUUAAAUCAACACAUUCUUAUCAUUCAUGGUUCAUUUUUGCUUCUUCAUUGUGUAGGUUUUGAAGGUGUAAACUGUGAGAUAAACGUAGAUGAUUGCCCAGGCCACAAAUGUAUGAAUGGUGGUACAUGUGUAGAUGGUGUGAACACCUACAACUGCCAGUGUGCCCCAGAAUGGACAGGUAAGACAUGAGAAAAGAGUGUAACUUGGGGACUUAUUUACUAAACAAUGAGUUUCUUUUGAGAAGAGCCAGUGGGGGUGGGGGAGUGGGGGGAAAUGGUUAAAAGGGAAACUAUAUUUUUCUUUGUCGCACAUCUGAUACUGAUCCAGUACUUUUAAAUACAGUGUGCAAAACAAACUUGCAAACAAGGGCCUUUGUUCUAUCUACUCAUGCUAAUUCAACAGCCGUGGCCAACCAUAUUAGUACUGCACUGCAAGACAUGGUACCCUCCCUGCUCUUAUCUUUUUUGGGUGGUUGGCGACAGGCCGCAGUGCACAUCCUACGCCACCAAUAGGUUCUACUUCUGUGUUUGAGCUUAAUAGAGCCUUAUACAGCAAGCAAAACAUGAAAUGCCCUAGAAUGCCUACUCUACAAUGAUUAUUUUUGUCACAAUAUUGAGUUUAAGUUUAUCUAAUUUGGUUCUUGUUAAGGCUCAGUUUGUAAUACAUGUGCUGCACAUAUGAAAAAAAAAAAGUAAAAGCUUGUGGAUCUGCAGUACUUUAAAAUCAAUACAUACAAAUCUAAUUUGAGCUUUUUCUACCAUUGCAAUAUUUGAGUACAAAUUAUAGACACAACUGUAAGAUAAGAUCUCUCCUAUACAGUGCAUGCAUGUAUAUUAAUUAUGGCCAAUUUGAUCCCACAAGAGUCUAGACACAGAUUUAGUUAUUCAUUUAAAUGACAUGCAUGAUAAGGUGCCAAACUCAUUUGUAAUGAAUCUUGACACCCUAAAAUACAUGACUCAAUGUUUUAUUGGAAAGUCUUAUUGCUCCUGGAGUAUUUUUCUGUAGUUUUCUCCACGUGUGAUCCUGCAUUGACUUAAAACUGAUGGCCAAUUAUUCUCUCUCUCGACAGGCCAGUUCUGUACAGAUGAUGUAGAUGAGUGCCAACUCCAACCCAAUGCUUGCCACAAUGGAGGAACAUGUUUCAACAUCCAGGGAGGGCACUCCUGUGUGUGUGUUAAUGGCUGGACAGGAGAGAGCUGCAGUGAGAAUAUUGAUGACUGCGCCACUGCUGUCUGUUUCAAUGGUGCCACCUGCCAUGAUCGUGUAGCAUCUUUCUUUUGCGAAUGCCCAAUGGGAAAGACUGGUAUGUGUUCUUUAACCAUUGAUAAUUGCCAAACUGUGAGAAAAUUAUUAAACAAUCUGCUUUCUUUUAAAGAGCAAUAUUAAAUGUCUUUUAUUGCGCAAAGUACUUUAUUAGCCAAGCAGGGAAUUGAAAACUUUGUCCAAGUGGCCAAAUAUGAAAAACUACUGAUUUAAAUGUAAUCUUUAGGUAUAUCUGCUUUCUAAAUGAAGUAAAUCUGUGACAUUGUGUGUGAUUCACAAAUCUUACUCAUCACUUACUCAUAUGGACAGUAUCACUCUCGUUUGUUUAACACUGGCUGAUUGUCUUUCUUUAUCUUGAGUUAUUUAGCAGCAGAGAGCCUGCAGAAUGCUGUGGUUUUGUUUUUAUUAUACAUCUUAAUUCAUCUACAUUAUGCAAUCAAAGACUCCUCUUCGGGCUUUACUGUUCAUUUAAAACUUAUGAGCUGAGCUUUCAGAUUUAAUUCUCUAAAUUCAGCCAUUCUACUGCUGAGUUGCCGGAUAAUGUUCUCUGGCAGGCUAAAUGUAAAUAAAGAAGCCUGCCAGGCCAAUAUGGAGCACUCUGUGGGUGGUAAACAGUGUAUUCAAAGAUCAAAGAAAAAUGCCUUCGUCCUGCAGGUAUUUAAAAACUUUCUGCUGUCUUACAGGUCUUCUGUGUCAUUUAGAGGAUGCCUGUGUUAGUAAUCCCUGCCACAAAGAUGCCAUGUGCGACACUAACCCAGUCAGUGGACGGGCAAUCUGCACUUGUCCUCCAGGUUUUACAGGAGGGGCGUGUGACCAGGAUGUAGAUGAAUGCUCUAUAGGUAAGGUUGUCAAUGAAACUUUGUAACACCUUUGUUGAGUUGGAAUAGGUGUUAACUCUGGUAUGUGCAAUACUAAAUGGGGAUGAAAUUGAAAUGACUAUUUUCACUGCAUUUUGAAAUCUGAAAUGGGUGCAGUUUCUGAUUAAAUGAAUGUCUGCUAUGCUUGGAGUUCUUGGAACUCCUGGGCAAGUGAUAAUAUGCCAAUCUGUUUUUUCAGGUGCCAAUCCUUGUGAACACUUUGGCCGCUGUGUGAAUACCCAAGGCUCCUUCCAGUGUCAGUGUGGCCGGGGAUACACAGGGCCACGCUGUGAAACUGAUGUCAAUGAAUGUCUGUCCACCCCGUGUCAGAACGAUGCUACCUGCCUCGAUCGUAUAGGAGAGUUUACCUGCAUCUGCAUGGCUGGUAUGAUGCAUUUCAGUGUGGGAAGCCAGCGUGUACGGGAAUUGCAGCUACACUUCACAAAGCCCUGUGCUUGUUUUUAUAACUGAAAUCAAAUAAAAUGCAAAAGGAAAAAAAAAGUUAACCGAACCGGCUAAAAUGUGUAUAUCCUAGAGAAUUAUAUAUUCAUAAGCUUUACUAGUCUACACCCCAGAUCUGAUCCCCCUAAUAGUUAAAUAUUUGUAUUUAUUCAUUGACCAUCCUCUCUUCCCAUGUAGGUUUUAGUGGUACAUUCUGCGAAGUGAAUGUCAAUGAGUGUGAGAGCAGCCCAUGUGUUAAUGGGGGAGUCUGUAAGGAUGUGGUUAAUGGAUUUACAUGCAGCUGCCCAACUGGUGAGUAAAAUACACACUUGGUAUUCAGCAUUUAUUUUAAUAAGCCUACAGUUUAGUCAUUAAUAAAAGUGUUAAGGCCAAGUAACCUAAAGGGAUACUCUAAUCAUAAAACCAAAUUAGAUUAAGUGGUUCUGGGAACAAGAGUUCUUCGCUGGCUGUCAACUCUGUGUAUGUUUUAUGCACAGAUGCUCAUUCAUUGGCUGAGAGUGGCCAACUGGCAAUUUCAACCAAAGAAUGAGUGGCUGGAUUUGCAUCCAGUUUCUGCAGUAGGUUGUCUGCUUUCUCUAACAAUGUUCUUCAAAAACGUAAUUAAGUUAAUUCUAACUAGAACCUAUCACUUCUGUGCCUUGGUUGUCCCUAAGCCUAAUCUGCAAGCUAUAACACAUACCCUGACUAUGUACAAAUAUAACUGCACGCAUACUGAUAGUUUAUUAUGGUUAUUGAUGAGAUUGUGUCUGAAAUCACAAAAUAUAAACAAAUAUAGCCUUUACUGUGCUUACAUAAUAUCUACCAAACCACAACAGAUGUGUCUUUUAUGUUCAAGCUGUUUAAAGGCAUGUAACAAAGCUCAUGCUCUCUAGUGCUCCUGACAUCGAACUCUAAUGGCUUUGUAGUUAUAUCAGUGGAUUGAGCAGUGAGGCUGCAGGGGCAUGUUCUAUACACCAAAACUGCUUCAUUAAGCUAAAGUUGUUCAGGUGACUAUAGUGUCCCUUUAAACAGUGCAUUUUGUAUGAUUUUAGAAGAUAGAUGUAACCUGUGGCAAUAAUGCAAUAUUUAUUUUUUAAAGGACCACUCUAGGCACCCAGACCACUUCAGCUUAAUGAAGUGGUCUGGGUGCCAGGUCCAGCUAGGGUUAACCCAUUUUUUCAUAAUUAUAGCAGUUUCAGAGAAACUGCUAUAAUUAUGAAUCGGUUAAGCCUUCCCCCUAAUCCUCUAGUGGCUGUCUCAUUGACAGCCACUAGAGCGCUUGCGUGCUUCUCACUGUGAUUUUCACAGUGAGAGCACGCAAGCGUCCAUAGGAAAGCAUUGUAAAUGCUUUCCUAUGCGACGGGCUGAAUGCGCGCGCAGCUCUUGCCGCGCGUGCGCAUUCAGCCGCCGGGGCGGAUCGAAGGCGGAGAGGAGGAGGAGAGCUCUCCGUCCAGCGCUGGAAAAAGGUAAGUUAUUACCCCUUUCCCCCUUCCAGAGCCGGGCGGGAGGGGGUCCCUGAGGGUGGGGGCACCCUCAGGGCACUAUAGUGCCAGGAAAACGAGUAUGUUUUCCUGGCACUAUAGUGGUCCUUUAAAUAUUACAUAUUCACACACAAUAUCUCUAGAAGCAAGAUAUGUUAAGUAUUAAAUACAUUUGUCUUUUUGUGUGUUUUUAAAUUCCUGUAGAACUUUUCUUUGGAUCAGAAAUAGCAGACUCCCACUGUGGUUUAUUUAUUUUUAUUUUAUUUUUUGAAUUCCUUUAAUGUAGUCUAAAUAAAACUGCUCUCAUAUAAAAAGCAGUAUUAAAGUUACCAAAUAGUUCCUUAUUUCCGUAUUUGGGAAUGAGGAGGACCUUUUCCGAUCUCUGCUAGAGACCUCGUUGGUGAUAGUGCCAGUUAUGGUUUUAUGUAUUGUAAAUCAGUUGAAAAGACCUCAAAGGAAUGAUCCUGCAAAGCUUUAGAACCUUUUUAAAAAUGUUACAGUACAUGAGACCUACUGACCACUCUCCUGUAGCAGAUAUGUUCGAACAUGGCCUCUACAUAGAAAUAAACUUUAAAAUAUACAGAGCAGUACUACCAAAAAAGAAAAAAUCUCUCUAUAUCUAUAUAGUUACAUAGCUGAAGAGACUUGCGUCCAUCAAGUUCAGCCUACUAUAUCUAUAUUAAUUUAUUUUCUUUCAAUUAAUUUUGUUUAGUUGUUCCGUUGCACUCUUAGUUUUUUGCAGUUUUUGUCAUUCCGAGCAUCUUUUCCCCAUGCUAACAUUUUAUUCUGCUUUGUUUUGUGGUGUCCUAGAAAUGGUUACCAUAGAGUUUUGUCUUGGAGUGAAGUGGGGUCAUGCUGGAAAGGUCUGUUCUGGCUGUGAAUGGCUGGAUUUAAUACUCCCUGCUCUGUAGGAGAUCGGCUCUGACAAUCGCAGUCUCUCUAGGACCUUGCUAUUGGGUUGUUGAAGCAGGGAGGUCAUGUCUAAUGUAAUACCAUGACAUUAAUGAAAGCAAGGACAUGAAUAAUCUCCUGCCAAGAAUAGUUGUGGAAAAAAAGUGAAGUUUUGGGGGAAAACGCAGAACCGCCCUUCUCUUCCCAAAGGAACUGUCUGGGCCAAGUGAAAGCAGAAAUGAAAAUGCAGACAACUUGACUACGUGUCAAGACACAAAAUCUAGGCUACAUUUAUUUAGCAGUGAAUGUUUUAAUAGAAUCUACGGCUAUUCUAAGAACUUGUUCUUUAGUUGGCCAACAAGAAUCACAGUAGAACACAUUUGCAUCCUCCUGCUUUGAUGCAUGUUUAGCCGAAAUAAUGAAUAGCAAUUUUUUACGUAUGGAGCAGAUGUGCGCCUAAUAUAGGUUAAAAGUUUCUAGUUUGCGUGUGAUGUAGUACAUUGCUCUCUGUAGUGGGAUUCUGCCUGUGGUGUGCCAUAGUUCUGGUAUGGUGUUCCACAUAUGGCAUGGCAAAGGGUUUAGCUUGUAAUGGUUGUGGAGCUGUCCAGUAUUGGGUUCAACUUAUGGAAUGGAUAGAUAGAGAUAGAUGGAUCUUUUUUUAUUUUUUUUUAUUUUUUUAUUUUCCUGUCUGAAUUGAGUCUAAAUGCAUGUAUAACCCAAGUAGUGUCCUUAUUAAUUACUUUGCAUUAUAUUUAUACGGUACCAGAGUGCAUGAAGCCCUUGUGGUGACUAUAUAAAUCUGAUUGCCAUUCUGUUAUUAGGUCAUUUUUGUAGACCCCUUAAAGUUACUUUUAUCUCCUGUUAUGUUUAAAAUGUUCCAAAUGAUCUUCAAUCCACAAUUUCCUCCUUAUUUACCUUUGGUUAGUGGAGGACUUACAGAUGGUUUCCUUUGCAGGGUUUACGGGCUCCAUGUGUCAGAUUGAUAUAGACGAAUGUGCCAGUACUCCAUGCAAGAAUGGUGCAAAGUGUGUGGACAGACCCAAUGGGUACGAGUGUCGAUGUGCUGAGGGUGAGUUCUUCACUCCAGUUUCUGACUGAGGGUAAUCUUACACCUGGUGUCUCUUUCUGAUGCUGUAUCCUGUUCUCUCUCACGCUCUCUGGAUGUCUCUCUUAAAAUAUUCAGGGAGGUAAGUCUUGUACUGUCUCUGGAUUUCCUUCUGUCUGAUCAAUCUGUUGCUUGCUCUUUUUUUCCCACUCUUCUUUAGUUCUUCUGCUUCUUGUAUGUUUGUAUUAUGCUGUGUUCCAUCAAUUUGCUUUUACACCAGCUGCUGCUCCUCAAUGUCUUAUUUGCCAAAGUUAGUGCUCUACCGUACCUUGCUUUUCUCUUGUCAUCCAGCACACUACCUUGCUCAGUUUUGCCUGCCUAUCAUGCCCUGGGCCCUGUCUUAGUAUAUCACACCUCACCUUACCUGAGCUAGCCACAUGCACCAUCAUGCGCACCUGACCUGCUCUUUCUUUGCACAAACAUGCCCCUUCUGAACUUUCCACGAUCAUCACACCUUAUCUGCUAUUGACCUAUUCCUAAUUGACACCUCACACAGCCUUAGUCUGCAGCUAAUUUUGAUGGUUUUUCCUGAAAUUGCUGUUUACGUGGUGAUCCUUAUUCAUCCAUCCUUGCCCUGCUUAUUCUAGCUCCAGAUGGGGCCUGCCUCAUGUUAUGUCUAGCCUGUGCUUUGUGUUUUGGUUUGUCCUACUAUUUUAUCUGCCCUGAUCCUAGUAUAUUUUGCCACUACUAACUUUUGCAUUGUGUGGUUCUGAUUUGCUCAAUCUUUCCUGACUUUGCUGUGUUUGGUUUGCUCAAUGGCUAGAAUGCUGCCCAGUCAAGAUUUCUUUUUUGCUUGGCAAUAUCUCUGCAUGCCAUGCUUGUGCUUUUUGGCCUUAAGCACCAUAUUUAACUCAUUCUCCAUUGCACCUGUUUUACCUUCACUCAACUUCAUAUUUUUCUUUCAGGUUUUGAAGGUUCCCUUUGUGAGCGUAACAUUAACGACUGCUCUCCAGAUCCUUGUCACCAUGGUAAGUGCCAUGAUGGCAUUGCCAGUUUCACCUGCACCUGUGACCCAGGCUAUACAGGCUAUCGUUGUGAGAAUCAGAUCAAUGAGUGCAACAGCAAUCCGUGUCUGCAUGGAGGGAAGUGCAUCGAUAUUGUGAACAAGUACUUGUGUUAUUGCCAGGCCGGAACCUCAGGUGAGUGACUGAGCAGUUGAGCAUACUGCAUGUCUGUAAUUGUGACGAUUACGUAACUGGGCAUAUUGUAGAUGAUUUUCGGAAUGAAUUUUCUCGAUGAGAAAAACAUGAAAAUGUAGAUUAUCUACAGCUCUUUAUUCAGAAAAUACAGAAUGUUGUCUAUUUUACUUUUAUUCUAGUUAGUUGACCUCAACAUAUCCCUGUCAUAAAUUACAUGCAUGUAUGGAUAUAGCUGUUUUGUUUUAUUUAUUUUUUUUGUAUGGAGGUGGCCAUCUUGGUACUCCAUCACAACAUGUAAACCAUUUUCAUACAUUAGCGUUCCUCAUAGAAUUACUGAUAGGUUUUGGGCAGCUUGCAGCCAGUUAGAACAUUAGAUUUUUCCCAGAUUGAGCAGAGUACCUCUCAGAAUUCUACUAUAAUUAUAUGAAUUUAUUAGACACUGACUGACUAAUGUGCCCAAUUGAAAAUUGUAAGACUUUUUUUUUUUAAACUUUUUUGGAGGAAUUUAAAUUACUGAUGACAGUGCCCUUUAGGGAUUGGAUAUUUUUGCAAUGGUAAACUUAAUGUGGUGUUUAUAAGGGACAUUUUGUUAUGGGGCAAAGGUUGUUGCUAAUCUAAGUUAGGGUCAAGGUAAGUGAAAGGGACCUUUCUGACAGGAGAUGAAUGUAACUGUGUGCUACGAUUUUGUUUCUCAUGGGUAAGUAGUAAUGCUGACUGGGGCAGGCAUGACUGAUAUUGACAAUGCUCAUGUAUUUGAAUUUGCUUUAUUCUGCUUGACACAAAUGGGAUUUGCUGUAUUAUAGGAGUAAACUGUGAACACAAUUAUGAUGACUGUGCCAGCAACCCAUGCGACUAUGGAGAAUGCAAAGAUGGCAUCAACAGAUAUGAUUGUGUCUGCAAACCAGGAUUCACAGGUGAGGGCAUAUUAAUUACUUUGGCAGAUGAGAGUAAGAGCUUGGAAAGUCUCACUAUAUGGAGCCCUUUGUGUUCAAAUAAAUGAAAAGGAUGGAUGGGGAGAUUAGCAGGAAAAAACACUUUGACAUCCUUGCAUUCUUUUGUCACUAUGUCUCUUUAUCAAAAUGAUUACAACAUUCUGAGGAUAUUGUAUCAGGACUAUCCUGACAUUUCAAUUUUCUUGAAGGGUUUUAAAGCAUCAUUUGCAAUUUGUAGAGUUUGAGGCAUUACAAAUUUACUGCAGUAAGGCUUUAGUAAUGCUGUGCAGCCCUUUAACUUGCAUCUUCCUGUUUUCAGGUCCUCUCUGUAACAUUGAGGUGUCCCCUUGUGCAUCCAACCCUUGCCGUUCGGGAGGCACCUGCCAGACUUUCCAUAAUGGCUUUCGAUGCCUCUGUCCAGAGGGGGGUGGACCGCGAGACUCUUAUUGCACUCCCAUCCAGGACCAUGAUAAAGCAGCCUGCACAGCAGGUUGUGUGCAUGGAGUUUGUCGCAAAGCCACUGAUGGGUAUGUGCUUGAUUAUUGUAUUUUCCAUAUGCCUAACUGCUUUCAUCAGUGUUUGUCCUUUUCUCCCAUUUAUCCUUCCCACAGAAUUAUCUUUGUGUUCCUACUCCUGCACAUAACAUUUCAAUUCAGAUUUGUUCUUUUUUGUCAUUUACUCAGGUAUCUGUGUGACUGCCAGCCAGGUUGGACUGGUAAAAUGUGUGAACGAAGGAGCACUGAUGCCUGUUCUACCAACCCCUGCCUGAAUGGAGGAACUUGCACGGAGCGAUCUGGGGGACCAGUCUGCCGCUGCCGGAAUGGAUUCCGUGGUAAAAAUUACUUAUUUAUUUUUUAGUAUAAAGAAAAACAAAUUUAUGUACCUAUUUGUCACUCAAAAGACUAUUGAUGGCAUGUCCAUAGGUGUUCUAUAACGGUGGGUGAUUUUGUCCUGAUUAGCUGUAACUUAAUUAAUCAGUUUUAUAAUGACACAACUUUUAAAAAAAAUGAAAAUAUUCAAAUUUCAAAAUUCCAUAGUGCCUAAGAGGCACAGCAUUGUUCAGGUGUUUUGAUCUUUGUCUUAUGUUUAGAACCCAACUGCUCUGGUAUGAAAUGUUAUCACCAAGGUUACAUUGCAGAGAGAUAUUCAAAAAGAGUGCCCAACAUCCAAAUUCAAAUGUUCAACAGAAUUUGUUAAACAUUGGCGUUACAUGACUUGUUUGCGGCUUUGGGGCAUAUGGGGGCGGUUCUGGACAAGUUGGAUAAAUGUAGAAAUGUAUGCAAAUCGAAAAAAAGGGAAAAAUAUCCAAAUGUGCAUAAACUCUAUGGCAACCAAUGGAAUGGUUCAGCUGGUUUCAUUGGUUUUCAUGUUAAUUGCUUCCCUUCUAGAUUACUGCCCAGUUUGCGGUUAUCUGCACAACUAUACGUUUUCUCCAGUGUUCUUUAAAAAGCGUAAUAUGUUCUAACAGAAUCUAACUCCUGCUAGGUACAAAUUGUCAGAUCAGCAUCAACAAAUGUGCUUCUGCUCCAUGUCUGAAUGGUGGUAUCUGCGUAGAUGGUGUUGCAGGGUUCAGCUGCCUAUGUACCCUUCCAUAUACAGGUACAUGGACGCAAUGACUAGUGGGCGAUUUUAGAAUUACAGCAAUGGAGCAGUGAAAUUUUGGAAUGUCAGAACAAAUUUGCCACACUAGAGGUUAAUUAGGUUACCAAGAUGCAAGGGGACUCUGAAAUAAUAAAAAAAAGUAUUUGAUAAAAGCAUGGGAUCUUUCUUACUUGUUGCUUUUUUUAAAAGAAAAUGUGAAUUCCAAGUUAUACAAAUUAAAUCUAUAAAUGUAAGAAAGAGAUGCUUUAAUGUAUGUAAAAUAGACACAUAGAAAUAGACACACUAUCUGUGGAAUUAUUUUCAGGGAUUACAGGUUGAAGGGCAGUUAGUUUGGGGUAAAAUAUAUGGAGAAACCUGUGGGCCUUAUGGCAAAUGUUUUUGUUUUUUUUUGUUUGUUUUUUUAACAUAAUCUGCCGUGUCAGUUACCUAUCAGCCAUGAAGUCUUAAUAUGAUAUGAUUUUGUAUACACUACAGGUCAGACAUGUGAGACUCUCCUGGACCCGUGCGCCCCAGAACCUUGUCAAAAUGGGGGUAUCUGCUCACCCACCUCGGAUUAUCAGGACUACACCUGUAAAUGCGGUACUGGCUGGGAAGGUAAAUGUCUACAAUAAGUAAAGAUCUUUUACAUAUAGUAAUGAAGAUCUGCUAGUAUACACUGACUUAUUAUUCCAACAACAUGUGAGUAAAACUUAAGUUCUCUAAAUAUAACCAAGGCUUUUGCUCAUAUAUUUAGAUGUUUAAACCUCUGCAAAAGGUUCUUGGGAGCAUGGGAACAACACUACAGAUUACAACAGUUGUUCAAUCUGUAGAAAAGCCACUUUGACAGUAAAGAGGGCCAGAUGGCAUUCAAAGUAUUUACAAAGGGUUAACUGCUAAAAAAAAUAAAUUAAAAUUAUUUUAUUUUCUCUUCAGGUGACUCAUGUGGCAUUGAUAUAGAUGAAUGUAUGCGGAGCCCAUGCCAGCAUGGUGGGAUCUGUACCAACAGGCUAGGUGGUUAUAGUUGUGCGUGCCCAUCAGGAUUCACUGGGCCAAACUGUGAGAUGGACAUUGAUGACUGUGUCCCCAGUGAGUAUCUAUUUCAGAUAACAUGGGGUGCUGAUCCCAUUGUCUAUUUGUGCGUGUAUGGAUGUGUAAUUUUUUAUUUUUUAUUUUUUCUAGUAGCCUUCUCGAUUCCUUAUUCACUGUGUACUUUACAUUCUCAGAUCCUUGCCUCAAUGGAGGUUCCUGUAAUGAUGGAAUUAGUUCUUUCUCCUGUACCUGCCUUCCUGGAUUCACGGGCUCCCGAUGCACUAAUGAGAUUAAUGAGUGUUUAAGUAACCCAUGUCGUAAUGGGGCCACCUGCAUGGACUAUGUUAACAGCUAUGUUUGUACCUGUGCUCCUGGAUACACUGGACCCAUCUGUGAAACAAACAUCCAAGACUGUACAGACAGGUAAGACUGAACUUUGCCUUCACUAAUAUAUAAACUUGUUCUAUGCAAGCUAAAAUAUGGCCUCUUGUCUCUCAAAACUAUCUUAUAAAGCUCAUUAUUCAGAGAAUCAGUACAGUCCUACCCCUGUCCCUUCAAGCAAUAUAUAUUUUUUUCCUAUGUUAUUGUGUGGCCCAACAUGAUUGCUCCUUAAAUCAGUUUUUAUUACAUAUUGUGAGGUGUAUUAGAAAAGGGCUGUUCUAAACCUUAAAAUUAAUUGUGGCAAGAAAACACAACCUAUUAAAUGGUUUAAAGCACCUUUGUAGCUUUGCUUCUGCAGUUUAAAUAUUGAGCCAGUGCAUCACUUUGGAAGGUUGUCGCACCCAACCAGCUUUCCUGUUCUUUCCAGUUCUUGUUUCAAUGGCGGGACAUGUGUGGAUGGAAUCAACACAUACACAUGCAAGUGUCGUUCUGGCUUUACUGGCUCUCACUGCCAGCAUGAAGUAGAUGAAUGUGCAUCGCGGCCAUGCCAGAACGGCGCAGUGUGUGUGGAUAGGGUGGAGUCUUACCGGUGCGUUUGCCCCUAUGGAUACACUGGAGUACAGUGCCAGGUGAGAAUUAAAAUGUAUCAAAUAUUGUGUGUAGGUGGUUGUAGAUCUUGUGUGCAAAGUAAGAGAUGUUGAGGAGUCAGGGCAGUGUAAAAUAUGAACUAUAAAUGGAUAUAAUGCAGCAAAGUAUAUGAGAUGACGCAUAAAAGUUUGUAAAUUUGUUUAUAUAUGAGAAAUGUAUCAUAUUAGUCCAGAAACGGUACUAUGUCCAAGAGAAGAGUGUACGUUGUCAGAUGGACAUGGCAUAGGGAGAAGGAUGUGUUAGAGGUUGUGUACAGUGCAGAAUUCAAAUGUUUGUGUGUUGGGUGAUAGGCGAUAGAACAGUAGUAUAUGGGGGUGAUGAUGUGGUAUAGGAUAAAUGCGUAUGAUCAGACUUACAAGAAUUUUUGUCAUUUUCUGACCCAGAAUAUUACUGUAUAUUGAUAAGCCAUUCUAAAUAUCUUUACUUUUAACUCCAUACUAUAAAAUAGAAUCUUCUAGACCUGUGCAAGCUUUCACCAUGCAAGAAUGGGGGACGCUGUACCCAAGUGGGCCCUACUUUCCGAUGUGAGUGUGAUCAAGGAUGGACUGGGAGUUACUGUGAUGUUCCACGUGUGUCAUGUGAGGUGGCAGCUGCCAGGAGAGGUGAGUAAUGGAAAGUCAAAUACCCCUAAGACUCUGCUUUUCUAAGUUAAAUCUGAAAUGUGGUCCUGUUACUGGCUUUUAUUCCCCAGGUGUACGUGGAGACCAACUUUGCCUGUCAGGAGGUACAUGCAUUAAUACUGGCAGUUCUCACAAAUGCUUCUGCAGAGGAGGCUACACGGGAAGCUACUGUGAGACUCCUAUCAACCAGUGUGACCCAGAUCCUUGUCGUAACGGAGGAGUAUGCCACAGCUUUCUGGGAGGCUACACCUGCGAGGUAAGAGCUCUGUGGUUUGUGUGACUUGUUGAGUUUAAAACCUAUUCCAUUGAAAUGAGUGAAGUAUAUGUUUUACAGAGGAGCGCCGCUGGUGUUAAUAUGCAUUCCUGUGCUCAUAUUACUGUUCUUAAAAAAAAGCAUUUUGUGUAAGCAAUGCCAAAACUUGAUCAUGCAAUAAAUAUCUUAAACCCUUAUCUAUAUGUUCUACACUUAAUUACUUUUUAUUUUUUAUUUUUUUAGUGCCCAGUAGGAUAUGAUGGAAAGAAUUGUGAAUAUGAUAUUGAUGAAUGUCAAUCUCAUCCCUGUCAGAAUGGAGGUUCUUGCAUUGACCUCAUAGGCCGUUAUAUUUGCUCCUGCCCUCCAGGGACCCUGGGUAAGAUUGUGCUCUCCAGCAUUGCAGCCAUUUCACACUUUUACCUCCACCUGUCUUUGUCCCUAUGGUGACAUCAUUUGCCCUCCUUAAUACAUUGCCUUCAUUCUAUUUUCCUGCUUAGUUUAUUUUAUAAAUCCCCUCUAAAACAAACACAAAGUUGUGUAUUCUAAAACUAGGGCAGUCACCAUUCACCAUGGAAACAAAUGUAAUUAGUCAGAACACUCCAUUGGUGAUCACGCCACCUUUACAACUUUGCACCACUUUUCAGAAAAAGACACUUUGAUAAAUGUCCCCCUUUUAUAUUUGACUCUGAUUAUUUACCACUAUUUUCCAGGUGUCCUUUGUGAAAUAAAUGAGGAUGACUGCUCCUCCUUCUCCAGCAGUGGGCCUCCCAAAUGCUUGAAUAAUGGAACAUGUGUUGACAAGGUGGGCGGCUACCGCUGCAACUGUCCCCCUGGUUACACAGGUGAAAGGUGUGAGGGAGAUAUCAAUGAGUGCCUUUCUGGACCCUGCCACCCACAUAACACCCGAGACUGCGUGCAGCUGGCCAAUGACUACCAGUGUAUUUGUCGGAAUGGUUAUACAGGUGAGGAAGGGGGUUAAGUGUGUGUGUGUGUGUGUGGGUUAGUCGUGGUAGUGCAGGAGUCUAUAAAGCCUUUAGAAUAGCUGAAGCGGUUUAAAGGGCUGGGGAUGAAGCUUCUGUGUGCAGAUUGUGGCAGCUAUGAAAUUAGAGCUCCAUACUUGUCAUAUAAUCUAUUUACUGCAAUUUCUACAGCUCUAAAUACAGCAAAUAAAAGAUAUCAAAAUAUUAACUUGCCUGGCAAAAAGAAAUUAAUAUAUACCUUGCAAGAUUGCCUUUAUAUUUGCAGGGCUCCAAAUUUCCACCUGCCCACUAGCUUUUGGCAAGUAAAUCAUUCAGCACUGGUGAGUUCACCAUGGAACCUGCAGGUUUGCACGGAGUCUUAUUUAGGUCUUCAUUACUGAAUAAUGAUAUUUGUAUCUUUAGGUUUAACCCCUUAAGGACACAUGGCAUGUGUGACAUGUCAUGAUUCCCUUUUAUUCCAGAAGUUUGGUCCUUAAGGGGUUAACAGCUUUGUGUUAGGAACUAAUAUUCACAUUUAUCAAUGGUUCUAAUUUUUAACUUGUUUCUGGUCAGCUGGAGGUGUGUGUGUGUGUCUCAUCCAGCCAUGACCAGUCUGUCAAAGGAAGUCUGAGUUGGCUAGGUCUGCCGACACCAGACAAGUUGCACAAAACUAGUAUUGCCAGCCAGGAAGAGUAUUCCAGUUGGCAGCCUUACAGACAGGAGAUCUAGAGAUAGAUGUACUACGGUGCUUACUGUCCUAUUUGUAAUUAUUCUGGAAUCCAUCUUCGACUUGAAAGCCUGUGUCUAAUAUUUUCCCCUCCAUCCCUUUUCUAGGCCGCCGCUGUCAGAGUGUGGUGAACACGUGUGAAUCUCGCCCAUGUCAAAAUGGGGGAAUCUGCCGUGUGACUGUUAACACGCCCCUUGGAUACACAUGUCACUGUCCCAUGGUAACACUCUCUCAUUUGUACAUCCUUCUCCUUUGUGAUUUUUAUUUGAUCCUUUCACAGAGAAUUUUUGACAAUGCAACAUUAAUGUUUCUCUCCCAUGUAGGGUUAUACCGGACCUUCAUGUGAACGUUCACUCCUCUCCUGCCGUGACAUCACCUGCCCCUCUAGUUCCACUUGUAUUUCUUCCCCAUUAGGUCCUCGCUGCAUCUGUCCUCCUGGUAUCAACUGUAACCAUUCUCCCAAUGCCACCUUCCCUCCCCAAUUUGCACCAUCGCGACCUCCCUUUCAUUCACCUUGUUCCCAUUCCCCUUGCCGUAAUGGAGCAACAUGCCUCCCAUCAUCACAUUUCCCUUACUUCAGUUGCCAGUGUCCACCGAAUCUGGCAGGACCACGUUGUGAUUCAAGACUCUUUUUACCAGCAACCACUGCACCAACUCUACAAUGUAAUCCACCACAGUGUCGUGGAAAGGCAGGAGAUGGUCAUUGUGACAGGGAGUGCAAUGUGGCUGCCUGUCAAUGGGAUGGCUGGGACUGUACCUUAAACGUGGACGAUCCAUGGAAACGAUGCCAUAAUCCACAGUGUCGUGAGCUUUUCAACAAUUCUCUGUGUGACAAGGAUUGUCUCUCUGCCCAGUGUCUAUAUGAUAACUUUGACUGUCGGGAGAGAGAAGUUUGCAAGUAAGUGACGACAGUAGAGGUUUAGAAUAGAGGUAGAAAAACAAUGUAUGCAAGUUAUUGUAAUAAGGGACAGAUUGAGUAGGCAUUUAGAUAUGGAACAAGGGACAGUCCAUUAACACUGUAUUAAUAAAAUAACCUGGAACCUGUACUUAAAGUAUGGCAACAUUGAUAUAAAAGAUAUUGCUUGAGUGAGAAAGUAUGUUUUCAUUUUGCACAGAUUAGACCCAAAAGUCAGUCAGAAGCUUAGCACUGAAAGCUAAGAUUGUUUACAAUUACUGUUCUUAUUUAUCCAUCUCUUACUCCCCAGCCCUGUGUAUGAGCAGUAUUGCGUGGAUCACUAUGGCGAUGGUCGAUGUGACCAGGGUUGUAACUCAGGGGAAUGUGGCUGGGAUGGCCUUGAUUGUGCUGGAGGUCCAGAAGGAGAAGUCCUGGCAAGUGGAGUGUUGGUAGUUGUGGUUUUGCUUCCCCCCGAGGAGCUGUUAAAACAAAGCACUGCUUUCCUACAGAGACUUAGUGCAAUCCUACGCACAGCUUUGCGCUUUCGCAAGGACAGUGAGGGGAGAUAUAUGAUUUACCCCUAUCGGAAGGAUCAAGCCACCAAGAUACGAGCAAAAAGGGAGCUUGAUGACGAUGUAAUAGGGUGAGAAUUCCUGCGGUUCUAAAUUAGAUUUUCUAUGUAACAGUCUUGGUAUUGUUUUAACCAGGCCUUUAAGGUAACAUUUCCUCUUCCCCGAACAGAUCCAGUGUAUCCCUGGAAAUUGAUAACCGGCUAUGUGUGAAGGAGAUAGGAGGAUGUUUUCCAGAUGCAGAGAGCGCUGCAGAUUACAUUGCUGCCUUGAAUGGACUAGAAAGACUGAACUUCCCUUAUCCACUGACAUCCGUGCGUGGUGAGUCAUUGGACAUGAAUUCACUCUACAUGUUAAGUAUAGGGAGAAAGUGCCCUAUUAGAGCAUGCUCACUUGUGCCCGCUCUAUUAAUGCUAUCUGGAUCCUAUCCAUCAUGAUAUGUUGAAAAGAUGUAUAUAAUAUACUGAUAUGGAACAUAGAAGAAUUCUUGCUCGAGAUUUAACAAAUAUUGAAAUCUUUCUAGGUGAAAAAUUGGAAGAAAUUCCCACAAAACCACUUGACCUCCUACCUCUAAUUGGGGUAGCUGGUCUUCUGGUCCUAGUCGUGGUGGUUCUGGGGGUCCUGGUAUCUCGCAGGAAGAGAGCUCACAGUACGUUGUGGUUCCCAGAAGGCUUUAUCCUGAAGAAGGAAAGAGACCGCAGAGAGCCUGUUGGACAGGAUUCUGUGGGUGUUGGUCUAAAGUAAGGAUCAUUCCAAAAGCUCUUGAGUAUUUUAGAUGUGGGUGUUAAAAUGAAUGUGGAUAAAUAGUCCCUUGAGAUACCUUUUUUGUCUUAAAAAUGAAACUAAGUCUCUCUAUAAACAUGGCCCUUAAUAAAUCAGCUGACACUUAUGUAUGUAGUGGGUUGGCAUGCAAGCUUACAAACCUCUCUAAUCUUUCUUAGUCUUCACAUACAAGUAAAAGUAUUAGACCUAUGCGAAAAUUAAUUUGAGCGGUUUGUCUGAAUCAAAGUCCUUUUGAUCCAUACCCGAUUGAAACAAUUUGUCUGGGAUUUACCUGUGGAAUCUUAUUCAAAUACUAAGACUUUACCAGUAAAUCCCAGACAAAUCAAUUAGUUCGGGUAGUUCGGAUUUUGAUUUGCAUAAGUCUAAUAUUUAGUAACCCAACCAUCAAUAUCUUACUAACUCUUGCUCUGAUCCUUUACUAAAAAUUCUACGCCCCUUUCCCCAAACACUUUUUCACCUGUUUCCAAAACAGAUGUUUUUGUCUUCUUCUAAUCUAUCCAUCUUAAAUUCACCAGGAACAUGGCUAAAGCAGAACGUCUCAUGGAAGACCCGUCUGAAGACUGGACAGAGACUGAAUGUCCAGAAGCGAAGAGAUUAAAGGUACAAGUCCCAAGUAUAUGUAUAUAUCCCAAAUAUGUGUGUGUAUGUAUGUAUAUAUAAUCCAGUGAUUUCAGUUUUGUCGUUUUUUAUUUGUUUUUUUUUGUUUUUUAAAUUGCUCUCCAUAAAUCUUCAUUUUAUUUUACUGGUUCACCUGAUAUUGGGAAAUACCAGCACUGUUGGUACAUGGAUUUUCAGGGCAGUAAUAAGUAGAAUUUUUGCCCGGAAUAAAAGCUGUGCUUGUUUAUUAAAUUUUUUUUGCUUCACUGUAAAACCUAAGCAUAAGAUAGAAUUUUAAAAAACUGGCUAACUUUAGUUAAUAUGGGUGUAGAUAUACAUUGAUACUUUACUGCUGCAGAUGCCAUGUGAAUGGCCCUCUGUCUUGGGUAUACUACCUGAUGCCAAAGAGGUCACAAACAAGACUAAAAUCCCAGAUUUUAGAUUAUAUUGUUAGUUACCCACUUUCAGUUUGAUUAAUUUGCACUAUUUUACAUUGUGCCUGUCCUAGUAAAUGGUGGUAUUCUUCACAAAACAAAGUGGUAUUUAUCUGCUCUGUUAUAAAAAGGAAAAUAGCCAAUUUACUCCUAUUGAGAAUUGUAUUCUUCAUUCCCAAAAAUUACUUAAUAAAAUUAUGCUAUGAGAGCUUUGUUGGCAGUGGUUGUAACCAGCCGUUCCUUCCAUGCCUGAAGUUCCACGCAUAACAGCUGACAACUAUAUAAUGGAUAAACUUACUAAUAACUAGGCUUAUACAUAAUUUAAUGAAAUCCUUUUCUUUUGAAUUUGACCAUUUUUAUUUUGUGAUUGAGGGUAAAGGAAGGGGUUACAGAAGGCAAGAGGGAGACACAGGGGGUUUGUACAUAAACUUAUACAUGAGAUUGUCAACAGUAUUGAAUCAUUGCGCAGGUUAACACCAUUACAUGCUGUGGGCUCGUUCGGGUUACACCAGUAGUUAUAAUAUCUUGGUUCUCAGUGCAAGUUGAGCUUUGUAUGUUUGUGGGCAGUGUCUGUCCUCGGUGGUUCAAGCUCGGUUGGGUUUAGAGGUUGACACUAUCCAAUGUGUUGGUGUUGAACCCGUGGGGGGGGGGGGCGCGAGUAGCGGAGGGGUAUUUGUCGUGCGGUGUACCUGAGUUACCUAAGUGUAAUUUGGGUGCGGUGUACAGAGGUGUUAUAUGAGUGUGGUGUAGGUGCAGUGUGUAUGCAAUGUGUACGUGAGCCAUCUUGCGUGUUGUUUGGUCGCCUCCAGUCGUGGAAGUUAUUCAUUUAUAUGGAGGGUUUUUGUUUUCGUUGGUUUAGUGUGGUUUGUUUCGGUCCCACAUGUUCCAUGCUUCUGUCCAAUAGGGGCUGGCCCGACUUGUUUUCCUUGCCAUUGUUUCAUAGGUUUUGGACGCUUCUAUCGCUGUGAUGCAUUGGUUGAGCGUUGGUGCCGUAGUUUGUUUCCAAUUUCUGCUGAUGGUACUGAGGGCUGCUAUACAUAUGUGAUAUAGUAGGUAUUUAGUGUGCAUGUGCUGUGUUGGGGGAAGUAGUAGUAGCAGGAAUACUUCCGGCAGGAGGGAGAUAUGUAGUUCGGUGCAGCUCUUUAUUAGGUCUAGGAUUGUUACCAGUAUUUUUGCAGUAGCGGACACUGCCACCAUAUGUGCAAUAAGGUGCCUCGGUCCCUUAGGCAACGCCAGCAUUUGUCUGAUAUGUUCGGGUAGCUGUGUUUGAGUCUUGUUGGGACUAAGUACCAUCUGUAUAAUAGUUUGCGGGAGGUUUCCAUGUGUGAUGUGCAUAGGGUGAGUUGUUUGUUGGCAUGGAAUAUGGUGUGCCAUUGGUCGCUCGUGAGCCUGUGUCCUAUAUCCCGUUCCCAUGCCGUUUGGAAGGAAGGCAGAGAUGCUUGGGUGUCCGAGUUCGCGGAAGCGUAGAUUCUUGAGAUGAGUUUCUUAGCUGGCUUGACUUUGGUGCAUAUUUGUAGCAGUUUGAGCCAGUGAUGAAAUCCUUUUCUAAAGUUUGGGCACCUUGGAAGGAGCUUGCGAUUUCAGUCUUGCAUGUCUAUUACUAAAUUGUUUCUGACCUCACAGCGUGUGGGUUGUGUUCUUCUUCUGGCCAAACUAACAGGUUGUUCAGUGCUUUCCUCGAGGCAAGUAUUGCCUGCCUGUUUACUUUGUCUUGUGCUUCUUUUUCAGCUUAUGUAUGUUUAUUGUAUUUUGAUGUUUAUCUGUAUACUGUGACUAGUCUAGAUAUUUUAUAGAUUACUAUGUAUAUUUAAUUUAAAAAACAAAACAAACCGUUUGGCAUGUGUGGUUUUUUUGUUUUCUAAACAGACAGAGGAGCUUUCCCCAUGCCGACAGGAUCCUGUGGACCCCCGCCCUUGGACUCAACACCACUUGGCAGCUGCUGACAUCAGACUACCCCCAGCAACUGCCCUCACUCCUCCACAGGGUGAUUACGAGAGCGAUGGCAUGGAUGUUAACGUAAGAGGGCCUGGUGAGUGGAGAAUACCUAAGCUUCAUUUUGAAUGCAAUUUCAUGCAUGCUGUUUUACUUGUGGUCCCCCUGCAUUGUUCUAGUGUAUAUUUCUGAGACCACUGUGGAUAAAGAAGCUGUAGUCCUAAACCUUAUAUUACACUAAAUCUAUACAUUUUUUAAAUCUGGCCAGUGAGGUUCAGGGACAAGCAAACAUUGGUGACCAGAAUUGCUUCACUUGGCCUUUUGGAACUUUUACCUUUCAUAUUAAAUAAUAUUGCCCUUCUCCGCCACCUCUUUCAAACACAGGCUGAAAUGUGUUUUCCCCUGCUGCACAGGAGUUGAUAUGGUUUCACAUAUGUUGGUUGUAUUCUUUCUUGCAUUAGGUAAGGAGUAAUAGAGGGCUCUAGGCACACUUCAGAGAUUCUAUGCAGGCUGUAUAGGCUUCCCUCAAUGUGCUGUACAGUACAUAUACUUAUUGCUGCUAUUAGUUGAAAUCUGCAUCCACAAAAAAAUAUUUGGAUCCUCUACAAAUCCCUACAAGAGUAUUUGACCAUUUUUAUGUCUCUCUUUUGUCAAUUGUAUGUGGCAAAAUUUUAUUUUUGCUUACAUGUUAACAGUUCAGACCCUGAUUCAAAUAUUACAAGAUAAGGGGUAUUAACCCACCAAUACACACACACACAACUUUUGUCAAUGCUUGACAAAAUUUGUUUUCUUUACAUUUCUGUAGCUGUAUCCCUGAAAAGCAAUACAUAAGUUUGAUUUUCAUAGUUAUCCCAAAUUUCAAAUAAAUGAGAUUUAUUUUUUUUUCUUCUACUGAACAGGUUUAAAGGAUAAAGCCGAUCCGUUAUGUCACUUGCCAUAAGUUUUGCUUUCAUGCUGAUGUUUAUUUAAUCACCAUCUCCUUUUAGUGUAGUUAAAAGCAGUAAAUUGGAGCAUGGCUGUUUCUCUUUAAAAACCAAGUUUAGUUUUGAGGAAUUGAUUUCUGGACGCUAGUGGGAAAUGUGUGACCUUCUCUCCUUUACCUUGUGCAUUGUAGAUGGAUUCACUCCACUCAUGCUUGCCUCCUUUUUGGGAGGUGGUCUUGAGCCGGAGUCCCAAGACGAUGAGGAGGAGGGAGAAGUUUCUGCAAUUUCAGACUUAAUUUGCCAAGGUGCAUCACUUGGUGCACAGACUGACCGCACAGGUGAGACCGCACUGCACCUUGCUGCCCGUUAUGCCCGGGCUGAUGCCGCUAAGAGACUGCUGGAUGCCGGUGCAGACCCCAAUGCACAGGAUCACACAGGCCGUACCCCACUACAUGCUGCUGUGGCUUCAGAUGCACAAGGAGUAUUCCAGGUAAGUUCAAAACUAGUUUUUAAUGUGUUCUUGGACUAAAUGUCCCUUAAUUCUGACUGAUAAAGUAAUCUGGAAAAGUCCACAGCUAGACCAAGGUUUGAUUUCUGGUAUAAAGAAUUGUACUUCUAUCAACUCCAUUCAGCUAGAAUUAAAUGGAUUGUCUAGGUAAAAAUGUACAUUUUUUUUAAAAUUUAUAAAUGCAUUAAAGGACACUCUGGGCAUUGGAAGGAGGUAAUGGUACAAAGAGGUCCCCAAGUGCCUGACCUCCAGGAGUUUAACCCCAAAGUGUUAAAUCCAAUGCCUGAUCACUAUGCCCAGCUAAUUCCGCAGAUAGGCUGACAGUGUCAGCUGACACUCUCAGCCUAUCAAUAGUUCCCCAUUCAUAAAAUGACUUCAGAAAUAUAUACGUAUUUUUGUCCAAGUCGUUUGGUGAGUGGGAACUACUGAUAGGCUGACUCUCUUUGUGGUUCCAGUACAAGGCUUUCUAAUUCAAGCCUCGGACUGAGGUGUACAUAGCUGGGCAGAGUGAUUUGGGCGCCAAAUUAAACACCUGAGGUAACUGGCGACUGGUAACCACCUUGCACCAGAACAACAUCACUCUGAUGAAUUUGUAAUGAUGUCCACAGUGUUCCUUUAAAUAAUGCAAAAUUAUAAAAAAAAAAUUGCUUAUCUUUAAAAUGUCUCUCUCAAUCGACUGCUUAGGGAGUCUAGACCCACUGUUUAGUGCAUCGGGCUGUGCUAUUGGCAGAUCCAUGGAUCUCAAAUUUAUAGUACUCGUUUAUCACCAGGAAGUGAAGCUUCUCUGUGUAUGCUACGGGCAGAUACUGCAUGUAUUGUAUGGACAAAAUUAAUACAGGGCAACAUUGAACAAAGUGUUCCAACUGCCUGCUUGACAGCUUUGCUUGGGUGUCCUAUAGAUGAAACUUAAAUAACUGCUGCUCUAAGCCACUCUCUUAAAUUAAUGGAAUUAUAAGAACCAUGACCUGUGCUGUAAUGCAAAUUGCUUAUAGUGCUUAGAUUCACAUUUUAAUGUCAGUUGUAAUGUAACAAAUAAGAGAAAUAAGUCAGUACAUGUGGCUAGCAAUCCAUUUAUGAAGGGACAUAAAACGUCGCCAACAAGAAUACAUAUGCUUCCUCUCUGCAGAUUCUUAUCAGAAACCGGUCCACAGAUCUUGAUGCUCGUAUGGGUGAUGGUUCCACAGCUUUGAUCUUAGCUGCCCGAUUGGCUGUAGAAGGAAUGGUAGAGGAGCUAGUAGCCUGCCAUGCUGAUGUCAACUCUGUAGAUGAACUUGGUGAGUUCCUAAACUGAGAUACAGAAUGUGUUUGGGGUAGGGUGGCAAAGUGACUUUCAAAACUUUUAAGGCAUUCAGAGGUUUAAAUUCCAUUUCUCCACUCCUAAAACUCUGAUGACAAACAUUCUGCUGAAAAAUUUUAAUUUACAUAUCUGUAUUUAGAAUUAUAAUUUUAUGUGACUACUAAGGAAAGAGUUAUUUGCUUAAUGUUUUGUAUAAUGCAUUUUCUUUGUCUCUGGAUAAUCUUCAGUAAGUCUCUAAGUAUAUUCCAUGUGUUUGAGUUACUAUGUUCUUAAGAUAUUAAUGUGGCCUUCUCCAUCAGAAUAAAACUUGCUAAUCUACCAUCUGACAUGGCUAUUUUUCAUUCGCUUUUUUAUUCUUAUAGGUAAAUCUGCUUUGCACUGGGCUGCUGCUGUCAAUAACAUAGAGGCCACACUGGCUCUUCUGAAGAAUGGUGCAAAUAAAGACAUGCAGGACAGCAAGGUGAGUGCAGGCAGUGGUGUUUACACAGUGUUUUGUGAUCUUUAACCAACAAGAGGACACACAGAUGGUUAUGCAAAAUGCGCAAAUUUAGAGUAAUGUUCUACAAGUGGAUCAAUUGAUCCACUUAAAGCCUUCUGUCCCAGAACUGCAUAUUUUCUACAAAACUGCCAAAAGGGUCUUCAUGAAAGAAAGAAUACUGCCGCUGCCGGAUUUGAUACUGUGCUUUCAACUCACAAACUUUGUUCAACCUUUCCUUGAAUAUGCAGAGUGUCCUGCAGAUUAAAGUGGUUUUAAGAUAUUCACAGACCCAGAUUCUGCUGUUGCUUGUUCUCUUUUUAAAACAGAAUGCAUUUUAAAUCUUCAUCCACUUUCCACAAACUGAAAAGGAGAAUAAGCGUUUAGAUUUUGAGGUAUGCAGGCUGGUGGUUAGUCGCUUAACACCUGGAGUAGUUUACCUUAGCCUUUUAUGCCCCAAGAUUCCUGCUCACACUGAAUUUUUGUUGGUGUUCUGUGGUUCUCAUGGAAGGAGGAACUGUUAGAUUUUUAAUUAUACAUGAAGUUAUACUGUGGGUUUCAAUAACUAGGGUGAAGUAGAAGUAUAAUAAGCGUCAAAAAUUGGUGUUGACUCUUGUACUUAAUUAUUAUGUAUAUAUUUUAAUACAAUAUAUAAAAGCAAAUGAAUCCAUGGUAUUAUCUAUAAAAUUUACAUCAAUUUUAAAUAUGCAAGUAAUUUUUAUGGGAAGUACCCAUUCAGAUGUAAACUGCUGCAAUCUGUUUUUUUUGUUUUUGUUUUUAAAUGUGCCACAAUUCCAGUGCUAGUCAAUGGUAAACAAGUUAUAGACUAGAAUAACUAAUGGUGACACAGACAUACAUAAGCAAUAAAAAUAAACCUUUUAAAGGAACAUUCUUGGCACCAAAACCACGUAAUUGAAAUUAAUUCCUUGGCACUGGAUUACCUUUAGGGGUUAAAUCAUACAUAAACUGUUUAACACAAAAGUCUUAAAUCCAGUACUGUUUAGCUCUGCCCACUUCUCGGAGAUUCAAACAAAAAGCCUUCGACAGGGGCUCUGCUGAUUGGCUGAGAGCAUCCGCUGAUGCUCUAAUCCAAUCAGUAGGUCUCCGUUAACAAAAUAGAUUGUGAAAUGUAUCAGCAAUCACCCUGUCUGAGGCUAAUUUGUGUGCCUAUAAAUUUUAACAUUUAUGCUUUCUUCUACAUGCUACAGGAGGAAACACCAUUAUUUUUGGCUGCUCGUGAAGGAAGUUAUGAAGCCGCUAAAGUUCUCCUUGAUCACUAUGCAAAUCGGGAAAUCACAGAUCAUAUGGAUCGUCUCCCACGAGACAUAGCACAAGAGAGACUACACCACGAUAUUGUUCAGCUCUUGGAAGAACAUAACACAGUUAGGGGUUCCCAAGGGCCUCUUGGGGGACACACCAUGUCACCACUUCUUUGCCCUCCAAAUGGAUACAUGGGAAACAUCAAGCAGACCCCCCAAGGCAAGAAAAGUCGCAGGGCAGGAGCUAAAACUGGUGGGGCUAGUCUAACCCGGGGAGAAGCUAAGGAUGCAAAAAAUAGAAACAAGAAGCUGUCACUCGACUGUCCCCCUGGAAAUGGGGGUUUGAUGGAGAGCUCAGUUACCCUAUCACCUGUUGACUCCCUGGAUUCACCACGUGCUUAUAGUGCCAACCCUGGUUCCCCAGCUAUGUCUGCCCCUGGCACAUUCCACCUUGGAUCCCUAUCUGUGCCCUCCACCCCACUUGUGAAUGGGCUUAUGGAGGGGCCCUUUGCAGUUUCCCUGGCACAUCUUAAUGAUAUUGGGGAGUCACAAGGCAACACAGUUUUGGCACUUCAAGGAAGAGUUCCACUGCAGCGGGCACCAAGCUGUGUGGUGAAUGGGUUGAGUCUUGGUAUGGUGAAUCCAAAUCUGCCUUUUGCCUGGCAAAACCAACUAGCAUCGUCACAUUCACAACGCAAUAUAAUGGCAGGAGCUCCGGUUGGGUCUGUUCCCAACUUGCACCAGCUUCAUGCCCAACAAGUGCUAAUGUUGCACAACCAGAUGGCUAUGCAGAGCCCUGUGAAGAUGUCCAUGGAGCAGCAGUGCCAGAUGGGUUCUGCAGCCACCAAUGCUGCUCAUAUGCGGCAACAGAGCAUGCCACAUGUGACCGAGCGAUCUGCUCAGUCUCUGGCCCCUGCUGAAGGCAACUACUUUAAGCAGCAAGUUGUAACAAGUGAAGGCACCAUCCAGACCUCUCCUGCUGUUCCUGCACCUCCACAACAAACCUUCGCUCCCUCUCAAGAGGACACACCUAAACACUACUUGCAUGUUCCAAAUGAACAUCCUUACCUUACCCCCUCUCCAGAAUCCCCAGAGCAGUGGUCCAGCCCAUCCCCUCGCUCUGUGUCGGAGUGGUCAGAUGCCACCCCUAGUCCUGUUGUUGUGGGGGGUGCACAUGGGCAAUCAACCCAUAUGCCUGAGCAGUCCAGCAAUAUGCAGGUUUUUGCCUAAGCUGCUUAUCCUUUCUUUUCCUUUUUCUAAUACACUCAACCCAAUUAUUUUCUUUUUCUUCUAAUCCGAUCAACACGGUUUUCUUGCUUGUUACUAAACAUCCCUACUCUUAUCUUUGCCCCCCACCACCCUUUUCCUGUAUCUUCACUUCUCCCUAGUGUAUUAGGGUUCCUAACCAGAACUUUUAAACCAGAACUUUUAAACCAGAGCUUAGAACUCUAUAAGUGAAGUCUCAACAGAGUAUAUAAGAAUGUGUUUUUUUAUGACGGGACCAUGAAGAAAACCUUUAUCUACAUCUGGGCCAUUUUUAACACUUUCCAAGGACCAUCUUCUUUAAUGAUAGAAUGAUAGCUUGCCAUAUUUCAUUACAAAAAGAAGAAACUUUAUAUAUUUUUUUUUUUACCACAAAUAUUGUAUUAUAUACAAACAAAUGAUAAAUGUUACAUUUGAAGGGGGUGGAUAUCCACCACCUUAAGCUAAUGUCACUGCCCUGUGCUGCUCCAAUAGUGGAAUGGACUUAAGAUGUAUUUUUAUAUAUAUAUGGAUAAAGACUUGUGCUUCUUUUUUUUUAAAUUUUUUUUUUAUUCCCCCCCCACCCCCCUUGUUCUUUGCAACAAAACUUAAAUAUCUGUGUCCGAGUCGGUACGAAAUUUAGAAUUUAAAUGUCACAUUGUAGGAAAUUAAUGUAAAGGUUCCGCCGCAUUUUUGAAGGCUCAUCAGUUAAUUUUAAACGGCAGAUUCCUGUAGAGCGUAUUUGUUUUCAACAGUGUUUUUGUGGGGGGUGGGGGGGUUGGGUUUUUAAAAUGCAUUCCAUAGUGCAAUAUUGCACAGUAUGUUUACUUAAAAGUGACAAACGUUUAAGACGAGUGUCAAGUGCUGGUCUCCAGAUAUUAGGAUUGCAACUCCCAUAAUACUGCACUGUGGGACUUGUUAUCCAAUAACAGCAGGGGUGUGGUUGCCAGUCUAAGACGCUUGGUCUGAUGAAAAAGGAUUUUAAAUGUUUAAGUAUUUUGCUUUCUCUGCCAAGGUCUCUACAACUAGGGCCCUGAAAGUGCAUUUUUCCAUAUAUAGUCAUGCAAAACUCGAGGAUCCUUGUUUGUUUCGGCAAGAUUAAAAUGGAUAUUACACACAAAUGAAUCAGAUAAGAUCUCUGGCAUCAGACACACAUGUUUUUGUUUUAGCAAUUCAUGUCUACUUGUUACACUCCCAAAUAUAUAAUAUGAUUCUCAUUUGGAACUCUGUGUAACUCUGCAUAACCAAACUAUGGAUAUAUAUGGAUGACUAUUCUCUAAUGAAAACACUACAUAAUAAAUUGGAGCGUCUGGUUUACAUAGACCUAUUUUACGAACAAUGGGAGAGAAUAUAAUAUAUAUUUUCCCCUUUUUAUUUAAGAUAUCCUUUUUGAUUUUAUUAUUUUUAAUUGACAAUUUCCUCCCUAAAUCCUUGUGGUACAAUGGAUAUGCCUAAUUUCUUUUAUUUUAAUAUUGCCAUUGUAAUAAACAGGAAAGGGUUGAAGGAAAAGAAUUUUGGCCUUCUGUUUGGUUAAAUUUAACAGUAAUUGCAAUUUUCAUGGUGAAAGUUGAACAUAAUAUACCAAACUCCAUGGUUAAAGGAGAAGACUUUUUUGGUGUUACCAAUCUUGUAAUACUUAAAUUGUAUUAUUUAGGCUGUAGCCAUAUAAAUAUAUAUAUAUUUAAAUAUAUAUUUUUGUGUACUGGGUAUACAUAUAAUUUUCCUUUUUUUUUUUCUUUUUUUUUUUCUUUUUUCUUCUUUACAAUUAAAGAGGACACAAAAUAAAAUAUUUUUUUUUGCUGAGCCAAGGACGGGGGAUUUUGCUAUUACAUAAUAAAUUUUACAUUUAUUUAUACUGUGGUAUAAAUACAUAUAUAAGUAUAGCUACAUCAUGAUUUGUGUGUAAUUAUAACACUGCCUUACAAACAUGUACAGUGUUAUUUUCUUGUAACUUAUUCAGCCUAACUGCCUGCACCGUUGAACAAUUUUAGUGUUUGGGUAAAUAGUCACUCUAGGGCCUUAAUUUCAGUGUAUUGAUAUUGUGUAAGAGGAUUAUAAAUUAUGUAAUAGAGUAUGUGACCACUAGAUGUCACUUUCCAUGCAUAUUUUGUAUUGAGUAUUUCUAAGGCACCCUUUCGACCCGAGCAUUUGUUCUGUUCUAGGAAAUGAUUCAUUUAACCUAUGCCACCAUUAUGCAUCUCAAUGGGCAGUAAUACCUAUUGUAUGAAAUAGCAUCAUAAGGGAAGUUCAAAUAUCUAGAAGGUUUAAAUAUAUGAAAACUUCUUUAACUGAUAUAUUUGGGAAGCAAAUAUUUAAUGAUGCAUGCUCAAGAAACAAAUAAAAAUUUAUGAACUGUAAUCGGGUCAUUGACCAGAAAGUGAUGAAAUAAUUUAAUGGCAAACCAUUGUCUGUUGUAAAAUGCAGACUGCGUAGAGAGAAAUUUAAUUACAUAUACAUCCAAAACAUUUUACAGAAAUAUUUGAACUACUCUAAAUGUGUGCUUUCUAUAAGAGCAACAAUAUCCGCUUUAAGUAUCUAUAAAGAUUAUUGACCUACUGACAGACUGCCACAAUGUAUUCCGGUAUAAACGCAAAUUGAAAUCACAAUAUCAACCACUGCCAAUUGUCAACUAUGUAAAAUACUAUCUUAUAUACCAUUGUUGUAAAGCAUCACAGUCACUGCCUGGCAUCCUUAGACUAUGGGGUUUAUUAUCUAAAUUGACAGUAUUGCAGCUCUGACACAAUUUGCAAAAUGUAGGCUAAAUUAAGAAUUGGAUUACAUUGAAGUCAUGUUGGAGAUUUGUUUUUCUUUUCCAACCUGGUUGUUUAAACCUAACUUUUGCACUUUGGAUGUCAACUAACCACAGCUUACGAUUUAGUGAUUUAACCUCUAUAUAUCUUGUCAUAUACAAAAUCACCCAGACUUACAUUUUACACGUCAAAUUAAUGAAAUUUCUGUAUGGUUAAACUUUUUUUUAUUUUAAUUUUUUUUAACACCGAUUUUUCUUUUAAUAAAUAGAAUGUUAGCUAUUUUUUUAAUUAAUCAGCUAUAUGUAUAUUUUUUAUUACUCUUGAAAUAACGUGACUCUCUUCCCCCUUUGUUUUUUGUAAGAAAUAAUAAAAUGACAAAAAAAAAUCAAGUAGAUUUAUACUGUGUAAAUAGCCUGGUACAGAUUUUGUCACAUGUAAAGUGUCUAAUUCAAUAAAUGUAGUCAUUGAAAUAAA